Molecule: messenger RNA, 44963 nt
Organism: Pelobates cultripes (western spadefoot toad)
Lineage: Eukaryota; Metazoa; Chordata; Amphibia; Anura; Pelobatidae
Source: the annotation of a GenBank genome assembly
AUAUUCAGUCUCUGUGCAGUUUCCUUGAUGACAGUCUGCUGUCACUCCGCAUGAUGAAGGUGUUCCCUCUCUCCUGUGAAAUGCAGGACGAUAUACAAGAUUGGAUACAAAAACUGGAGGAUCUUGGUAACUGUUCCUCAAUAUCUCUGUUAUGUAUUGGGGUGUUAUGCAGUCCACCUUCCAGUAGAUGUCAGCACAGUGAAGUUAUGCACUUGUUCUGUUGUUAGUCUCUCUUGUGUUAUGUCAUUGUGUGUGUGUGUGUGUUAUGUCAUUAUGUGUGUGUGUGUUAUUGUGUGUGUGUGUUAUUGUGUGUGUGUGAGAUAUGUCAUUGUGUGUGUCUGUGUGUUAUGUCAUUGUGUGUGUGUACUGAAGUAAAGAGAAGUUCUAUUUUACUACAAUGUCUGAGAGCCAUUUUGUGAAUAUAUAACAUGCUAAUACACUAAACUGGUGACGAGGAUGGGAUGUCAGUAAAUGGACACUUCAGAAUAUAUAUAAAGGAAAUAAAAUCACCCUGAGUGAGGAAGUAACACUUUCCUUUUGGAAUUCUAUUAUCUACAAAUAUCUCCAGCAUGGCAUCUCUGGGACACAUGGAGGAAUUUGAUCUGGCUAAUCCAGCCUCAUGGGACCCAUAUGCUGAGCGGUUAGUGUUUUUCCUGGAAGCUAAUAAGGUGGUGGAUGCUAUUCAGAAGAGAGCCGUGUUACUGAGUGUUAUUGGAUUCAAGACGUUUGAUACUGUCCGCUCACUGAUAUCUCCUGCUAAACCACAAGACUGCCCAUUUGAAGAAAUACUGGCACUGUUAAAACAUCAUUUAGCACCCACCCCAUCUGAAACAGUGAGGCGUUUCCAUUUCAAUAGAUGAAAUCAGAAACCAGGUGAAAGCAUUGCAGCAUACAUUGCAGGACUGCGCAGGCUCUCUGAAAAUUGCAAUUUUGGUGCCAGUUUAGAAUCCUUGUUAAGGGACAGGCUUGUGUGUGGAGUGCAAGAUGAAGCACUGCAGAGGAGACUGCUUGCAAGACAGAAUUUAACUUUUAUUAUUGCACAAGAGGAAGCACUCGCAAAUGAGGCUGCCUAUGUCCAUUCAAAAGAGAUACAAUCCUCCUCCAGCAAAGAGAACUCACCUCAACUCUAAGGUUGAAGCUAUCCAUAGAGCUCCGGUUAAUUUUUACCAUUCUCUUCUGCCUGAUAAAGCCACUGUUGCUGAACCUCUGCAUCGUCUACUAGAUAAAGAUGCUCCAUGGAAAUGGGCUGACGUUCAUACUACCGCUUUUAGCGCUGCUAAAAAACUGUUGUCUUCUGACAGUUUGCUUAUACACUGUGAUUGGGAGAAACCGCUCAACCUCACUUGCGAUGCUUCUCGGUGUGGGAGCUUUCCUGGCAGUGUGGGAACUCUCCUGGCAGAGUGGGAACUUUCCUGGCAGUGUGAGAGCUGUUCAGGCAGAGUUGGAGCUCUCCUGGCAGUGUGGGAGCUUUCCUGGCAGUGUGAGAGCUGUCCAGACAGAGUUGGAGCUGUCCUGCCAGUGUGGGAUCUGUCCUGGCAGUGUGGGAGCUGUCCUGGCAGUGUGGGAGCUGUCCUGACAGUGUGGGAGCUCUCCUGGCAGAGUUGGAGCUCUCCUGGCAGUGUGGGAGCUCUCCUGGCAGUGUUGGAGCUCUCCUGGCAGUGUGGGAGCUGUCUUGGCAGUGUGGGAUCUGUCUUGGCAGUGUGGGAGCUUUCCUGGCAGUGUGGCAGCUCUCCUGGCAGUGUGGGAGCUUUCCUGGCAGUGUGGGAGCUCUCCUGGCAGAGUGGGAACUUUCCUGGCAGUGUGAGAGCUGUUCAGGCAGAGUUGGAGCUCUCCUGGCAGUGUGGGAGCUUUCCUGGCAGUGUGAGAGCUGUCCAGACAGAGUUGGAGCUGUCCUGCCAGUGUGGGAGCUCUCCUGCCAGUGUGGGAGCUCUCCUGGCAGAGUGGGAGCUUUCCUGGCAGUGUGGGAGAUUUCCUGGUAGUGUGAGAGCUUUCCUGGCAGUGUGGAGCUCUCCUGGCAGUGUUGGAGCUCUGCCGGCAGUGUGGGAGCUCUCCUGGCAGAGUGGGAGCUCUCCUGGCAGAGUGGGAGCUCUCCGGGCAGUGUGAGAGCUUUCCUGGCAGUGUGAGAGCUGUUCAGGCAGAGUUGGAGCUCUCCUGGCAGUGUGGGAGCUGUCUUGGCAGUGUGGGAUCUGUCUUGGCAGUGUGGGAGCUUUCCUGGCAGUGUGGCAGCUCUCCUGGCAGUGUGGGAGCUUUCCUGGCAGUGUGGGAGCUCUCCUGGCAGAGUGGGAACUUUCCUGGCAGUGUGAGAGCUGUUCAGGCAGAGUUGGAGCUCUCCUGGCAGUGUGGGAGCUUUCCUGGCAGUGUGAGAGCUGUCCAGACAGAGUUGGAGCUGUCCUGGCAGUGUGGGAGCUGUCCUGGCAGUGUGGGAGCUGUCCUGACAGUGUGGGAGCUCUCCUGCCAGUGUGGGAGCUCUCCUGGCAGAGUGGGAACUUUCCUGGCAGUGUGAGAGCUGUUCAGGCAGAGUUGGAGCUCUCCUGGCAGUGUGGGAGCUUUCCUGGCAGUGUGAGAGCUGUUCAGGCAGAGUUGGAACUCUCCUGGCAGUGUGGCAGCUGUCCUGGUAGUGUGAGAGCUUUUCUGGCAGUGUGGAGCUCUCCUGGCAGUGUUGGAGCUGUCCAGACAGAGUUGGAGCUUUCCUGGCAGUGUGAGAGCUGUUCAGGCAGAGUUGGAGCUCUCCUGGCAGUGUGGGAGCUGUCUCGGCAGUGUGGGAUCUGUCUUGGCAGUGUGGGAGCUUUCCUGGCAGUGUGGCAGCUCUCCAGGCAGUGUGGGAGCUCUCCUGGCAGUGUGGUAGCUCUCCUGGCAGUGUGGGAGCUUUCCUGGCAGUGUGGGAGCUGUCCUGACAGUGUGGGAGCUCUCCACAGUGUGGGAGAUUUCCUGGUAGUGUGAGAGCUUUCCUGGUAGUGUGGAGCUCUCCUGGCAGUGUUGGAGCUCUCCCGGCAGUGUGGGAGCUUUCCUGGCAGUGUGGGAGCUCUCCUGGCAGAGUGGGAGCUCUCCUGGCAGUGUGGGAGCUUUCCUGGCAGUGUGAGAGCUGUUCAGGUAGAGUUGGAACUCUCCUGGCAGUGUGGGAGCUGUCCUGGCAGUGUGGGAGCUGUCCUGACAGUGUGGGAGCUCUCCUGGCAGAGUGGGAGCUGUCCUGGCAGUGUGGGUGCUCUCCUGGCAGAGUGGGUGCUCUCCUGGCAGUGUGGGAGCUUUCCUGGCAGUGUGAGAGCUGUUCAGGCAGAGUUGGAGCUCUCCUGGCAGUGUGGGAGCUGUCUUGGCAGUGUGGGAUCUGUCAUGGCAGUGUGGGAGCUUUCCUGGCAGUGUGGGAGCUUUCCUGGCAGUGUGGGAGCUGUCCUGACAGUGUGGGAGCUCUCCUGCCAGUGUGGGAGCUCUCCUGGUAGAGUGGGAGCUUUCCUGGCAGUGUGGGAGAUUUCCUGGUAGUGUGAGAGCUUUCCUGGCAGUGUUGGAGCUCUCCCGGCAGUGUGGGAGCUUUCCUGGCAGUGUGGGAGCUCUCCUGGCAGAGUGGGAGCUCUCCGGGCAGUGUGGGAGCUUUCCUGGCAGUGUCAGAGCUGUUCAGGCAGAGUUGGAACUCUCCUGGCAGUGUGGGAGCUUUCCUGGCAGCGUGAGAGCUGUCCUGACAGUGUGGGAGCUGUCCUGACAGUGUGGGUGCUCUCCUGGCAGAGUGAGAGCUCUCCUGGCAGAGUGAGAGGUAUCCAGGCAGUGUGGGAGCUGCCCUGGCAGUGUGGGACAUAUCCUAGCAGAGUGAGAGCUCCCUUGGCAGUGUGGGAGCUUUCCUGGCAGUGUGGGAGCUUUCCUUGCAGUGUGAGAGCUCUCUUGGCAGUGUGAGAGCUUUCCUGGCAGUGUGGAGCUCUCCUGGCAGUGUUGGAGCUCUCCUGGCAGUGUGGAACCUGUCCUGGCAGUGUGGGAGCUUUCCUGACAGAGUGAGAGCUCUCCUGGCAGAGUGAGAGCUCUCCUGGCAGAGUGGGAGCUCUCCUGGCAGAGUGGUAGCUGUCCUGGCAGUGUGGUAGCUCUCCUGGCAGUGUGGGAGCUUUCCUGGCAGUGUGGGAGCUGUCCUGACAGUGUGGGAGCUCUCCACAGUGUGGGAGAUUUCCUGGUAGUGUGAGAGCUUUCCUGGUAGUGUGGAGCUCUCCUGGCAGUGUUGGAGCUCUCCCGGCAGUGUGGGAGCUUUCCUGGCAGUGUGGGAGCUCUCCUGGCAGAGUGGGAGCUCUCCUGGCAGUGUGGGAGCUUUCCUGGCAGUGUGAGAGCUGUUCAGGUAGAGUUGGAGCUCUCCUGGCAGUGUGGGAGCUGUCCUGGCAGUGUGGGAGCUGUCCUGACAGUGUGGGAGCUCUCCUGGCAGAGUGGGAGCUGUCCUGGCAGUGUGGGUGCUCUCCUGGCAGAGUGGGUGCUCUCCUGGCAGUGUGGGAGCUUUCCUGGCAGUGUGAGAGCUGUUCAGGCAGAGUUGGAGCUCUCCUGGCAGUGUGGGAGCUGUCUUGGCAGUGUGGGAUCUGUCAUGGCAGUGUGGGAGCUUUCCUGGCAGUGUGGGAGCUUUCCUGGCAGUGUGGGAGCUGUCCUGACAGUGUGGGAGCUCUCCUGCCAGUGUGGGAGCUCUCCUGGUAGAGUGGGAGCUUUCCUGGCAGUGUGGGAGAUUUCCUGGUAGUGUGAGAGCUUUCCUGGCAGUGUUGGAGCUCUCCCGGCAGUGUGGGAGCUUUCCUGGCAGUGUGGGAGCUCUCCUGGCAGAGUGGGAGCUCUCCGGGCAGUGUGGGAGCUUUCCUGGCAGUGUCAGAGCUGUUCAGGCAGAGUUGGAACUCUCCUGGCAGUGUGGGAGCUUUCCUGGCAGCGUGAGAGCUGUCCUGACAGUGUGGGAGCUGUCCUGACAGUGUGGGUGCUCUCCUGGCAGAGUGAGAGCUCUCCUGGCAGAGUGAGAGGUAUCCAGGCAGUGUGGGAGCUGCCCUGGCAGUGUGGGACAUAUCCUAGCAGAGUGAGAGCUCCCUUGGCAGUGUGGGAGCUUUCCUGGCAGUGUGGGAGCUUUCCUUGCAGUGUGAGAGCUCUCUUGGCAGUGUGAGAGCUUUCCUGGCAGUGUGGAGCUCUCCUGGCAGUGUUGGAGCUCUCCUGGCAGUGUGGAACCUGUCCUGGCAGUGUGGGAGCUUUCCUGACAGAGUGAGAGCUCUCCUGGCAGAGUGAGAGCUCUCCUGGCAGAGUGGGAGCUCUCCUGGCAGAGUGGUAGCUGUCCUGGCAGUGUGGGUGCUCUACUGGCAGAGUGGGUGCUCUCCUGGCAGUGUGGGAGCUUUCCUGGCAGUGUGAGAGCUGUUCAGGCAGAGUUGGAGCUCUCCUGGCAGUGUGGGAGCUGUCCUGACAGUGUGGGAUCUGUCCUGGCAUUGUGGGAGCUCUCCUGGCAGUGUGGGAGCUGUCCUGGCAGUGUGGGAGCUGUCCUGGCAGUGUGGGAUCUGUCCUGACAGUGUGGGAUCUGUCCUGACAGUGUGGGAUCUCUCCUGGCAGUGUGGGAGCUUUCCUGGCAGUGUGGGAGCUUUCCUGGCAGUAUGGGAGCUCUCCUGGCAGUGUUGGAGCUCUCCUGGCAGUGUGGAAGCUUUCCUGGCAGUGUUGGAGCUUUGCUGGCAGAGUGAGAGCUUUCCUGACAGAUUGAGAGCUUUCCUGGCAGAGUGGGAGCUCUCCUGGUAGAGUGGGACCUGUCCUGGCAGUGUGUGUGCUCUCCUUGCAGAGUAGGUGCUCUCCUGGCAGAGUGGGUGCUCUCCUGACAGAGUUGGAGCUCACUUGGCAGAGUUGGGAGCUCUUGGCAAAGUUGAAGCUCUCCUGGCAGAGUUGGAGCUCUCCUGGCAGUGUGGGAGUUGUUCAGGCAGUGUGGGAGCUUUCCUGGCAGUGUCUUUCCUGGCAGUCUCUGUAAUGGCGAGGUCGGUUUUGCCACAGUCUCUUUGUUGCCAGUUGGCUAUCCUGGCUGUCUGGGAAUUCCCUUUGGUUGUCUGGGAGCACUUUAGACUGUCUAAACAAUAUACAAACUGUAUACCUGGUUAGUUGAACAAUAAUAAAAGUAACACUAACAGGAUAUACUAACUAGUGAAACAUAGCUUCAUAUAUCCGCUAGAUCAGACAAUGUUGGCUAGCUGGGAUUGUUUUUUUUUUUUUUGGGGGGAGGGGGGGUCAGUUAAUAUAAUCUUGCUAUAAGCAAAGUUGUUUCAGCAGGUAGUUGUCAUGAAACAUCCAGGCAUGAUGUCAAGGAAAAGUGUAAUAUAUUACAUUAUUUACAAAAUACUGACAAACAGCAUCAUUUCUAUUUAUCAUAUCAUUCACUGUCUAUUACUGCUCCCCUGUAUCACACAGGUUGUAUCUCUCUUUAACCAGAACUGUCUCUAUAUCCUUUAGAUCUGUCUUGGUCUCUCUGUGUGUAUCUGUCUCUAACACUGUUUCUCUCGGUCACACUAACUGUCUUGCCCUCCUAGAUUACAAUCUGGGUCUCUGGAUUCAGUUCCAGGAGAAAUGGGUCUUUAUUAUGAAGGUCCUACAUGAGAUGGAAGUCCCUCUGCUAUUUUCAGAUAACAAGGUAUGUUCUUUACUUCAUAACGGUAGGUCAGACUGCACGCUAUAUGAGACAUAAAAUAAGCUGUGUGAGGCACUGUUUAUAUUAGGCAUGGAAACAGAUUUUAUGAAGAUCCAGUAAUGGGUUAUACAACACCAAAUAACAAACAAGACUUCAGUAAGAUUUCUAGUGCCUUUUAUCAGGUUACACGUGAUCCAUUCAUAGCUUAUAGAAUAUCAAGUGAUAGGAUUUGGGGUUCUAUUAGUUAAUUAGGUCAUACAAUGUACAGGAAUGGUUUAUUAUUGGUUUCUUUAUUUUGCCCUACAGAUGACGCAGUUCCAGAUGGUUGAUCAAGAUUACCGUUCCUUUCUGAACAAGAUUGUCCAAGAUCCGCGAGUCAUGUCCUUUCUCGGUCACACCUGUAGGAGACAUGAACAGAACCUUCGUAAAACAGAUCUUGGUUUUGAUUUCCACAAAGGUAUCAGUGUGAUGGAAGAGACAUUGGGAGAAGUGAAGUAUGUGCUGGACUCUUCACGAUCUCUUUUCUAUCGAUUUUUCUUUCUGGGUGACAAGGAUCUUCUGAGCGUUCUGUCAGCACCUGCAGAACCUAGAGCUCUCACUCAGUGUGCCUUGAUCUGCUUCCCCAGCCUCAGAAAUGUGCUCUAUCAAGCUCAGACCACCCAAAUAUAUGAGACGGCCAUGGACAAUAGUCAUAUACUAGCCACCGGGAUAGAAGGGAACUGUGGUGAGAGACUGAAUUUAAGAUUCCCAAUCUGUGGAAGUCUAAGUAAUACUUCAUGGCUAUCAAUGCUAGACCAGGAAUUGAGGGAAAGUGUUAGAAGUCAACUGGAACUUUGUUUAAGUGAGUAUCGGAAAGUGGAAUUCCUCAAUCUCAAAAAUUCUGAUUUAUCAAAGCAGUGGUCUGAACAUUUGACUAUCUAUCCCUGGCAGUGCCUGGCAGUAAGCCAAGAGGUACUUUGGUGUGAACAGGUAGAAGCCCAUAUAUUCAGCCAUCAGGGAGCGUUGCUAAGAGAGAGAUACAACAAGAAACUUGAGAUCCUCGUACAGGUGCUGCGAGAUUCUUAUAGAGCACUCGGUCUCCCUAAAGAAGCCCUUUGUCAGAGACAAGCUGUCCUCUCUAGCUGGAUCAUGCUCUGUUCUCAGCAGAGAGACCGCAUCAACACUUUGCUGAAAGGCAAAAUUGACCCACUUGAAAGUUUUUCAUGGGCCAAGAUGAUAAAAUAUAGAGCCCUUGCAGAACCUGAAUGCAGAGAGAACAAAUUGCCCAGCCAAGUGACUGCAAAUGUUAAAUGCCUAGGUGAUAUAUCAGCAGGAGGAUUGACUCCCCUUGUUUAUUUUGUGGAAAUCCUUAGGUUUCAGUUUCCAUAUGAAUAUGAGUAUAUUGGGCUAGAGAGUGGCACUAUUUAUGGUACAUUCUCUGACAGAUCCACAUUGGGUCUGAUUCUGGCAUUGAAGCAAUACCAGUGUGGUACUGUUAUUGGCCAAGAUGAGGAGAGCAGGAUUCACACAGUAGUCGCUCUUGGCAAAGCCUUGGGACGCCAUAUUGUUAUCCUAAAAUGCUGGGGUGGAAUAGAUCUGGGCAGGUUGAGUCAGCACCUGCACGGCGCACUGCAGGGAAACGCAUGGCUAAUUCUGGAUGGUGCACACAGACUGAAAAGAGAUGUUCAGUCAUUACUGGGACAGCUUCUUUGCCAAAUUCAAUCCUCCUGUUAUCUUCUGAAGUUUCCUGGGGGUAUAAGCUCAGGGUUGAGCCCUUUGAAUGAACAGUUUCUACCCAAAGUGAUUGGCCACAUCCAGUUUGAGGGAAGAACAGUUUCUGUGGGGCGAAGUUAUGGCUGUUUCAUGACUCUCCCUAACCUUAAUUCUUCCAGUGAGCUCCCAUCCAACCUAUGCCUCGUUCUGAGGCCUGUGUCCUUACUUACACCAGACCUACGCUUUACUGCUAAACUAGCUUUGCUCACAGCUGGCUUCCAGAAGACAGUGUGCUUGGCCAGGAAGAUCUCCUGCUUUUUCCAACUUGUGCAGGACUCAGGGCUUGUAUCACCAAUCAGCUGUUGCCUUCUAGUAAACCGUGCAAUCCACUUGGCUGCUUCCUUUAUGAGAGCUACUGACGCAUCUGAAAGGACUAAUAAUGGUGACAGCAUGCAGCUUAAUGGAGGGAUAGCAUCCAUAACAACCCCACAAGCUCAUACUGAACAACAUUUUACUCAAAGUCGCACUCCUGACUCACAGGAGGAAUCCAGUUUAAUCAAAGCAAUUAAUGCCUCACCAUUCUGGUCUGGUCUUUCAACUGCUGAGAUAAAUUAUCUGAGGGGAAUCCUCCAAAGUAUCUUCCCAAUAUGUCCCCCCAUGGAGCCUUGUAAUGAGCAUUUUGGGGACACGCUCCUCUGUGCCAUAAAGCUGGUCUUGCAGGAGUCUGGACUUGAAGCUCAUGCAGGUCUCGAUUGUAGUGCUCAGCAGCUUUUUAAUGCUCUUCAGCACAGCACUGGAGUCCUGCUUACUGGCUGUCCUGGCAGUGGGAAAACUACAUGUUGGAGAAUUCUGUCACAUGCUCUGAGCCACCUUGCAAGCUGUGUAGAGCAGCCAGGAGCCACAGAAGAGAAAAACUUCUCAUGCAGUCACCAAACUGUGCAAACUGAACAUUUGUUCCCCAAUAGCUUUACAAUUAAUGAACUGUAUGGAGAGAUGCACGAUAGAAGCUGGAGACAAGGCAUCUUCUCAUCUAUCCUAAGCAGAGUUCCUCAGGACCAUAGAGCCCAAAAGUGGUUAGUACUAGAUGGGUCAUCCAGCCCACAUUGGGCAGAACCAAUUUCUUUUCUUUUUGGAUCUUAUCCAGCAUUGACAUUGUCUAAUGGUGAGCAUCUUCAGCUUCCUGAGUCUAUCAAGAUUUUGUUUGAGAUGGCAGACACAUCCAACAUUACUCCUGCUAUGUCCACACUCUGUAGCUUUGUACACUGUGGGGGGGAGAACACUUGGAGGGCAAUUUUAGCAGCUUUCAAAUCCAAGCUGUACUUGAAAUACAGAUUAACCUUGAAUACACUUAAUCUACUUCAAAGUCUAAGUGACAGCUUGGUACCCAGCACACUUGUAUUUCUGGAGUCAUCCUGCACCUCUGCUCUAUACCCUCAUACUGCACAGUCUGCAUACUCAAUGCAAGGGGUACAAGAAGUCUCCUCUUUCUGUAAUAUCCUUCAAGCUUUGUUGGAUCAAUAUCUACUACAGGAUCAUGUGUCAAGUAAAACAUUUCAACCACAGGAAAAAGCACAGGAUCUCUCUGGAGAAACACAGGUACUGGGAGACCACAGAGAGGACCCAAGAGACCAUGCACCCACAAAAGCACCCACAGACGCACCCACAGAAGCUGGUGAGUUUACACUGUAAUUAGUUGAUAAGAUAAACUGUAUUUAUUGAUCACAUUUAAUCAGUUUUUCUAAAUUUUACAGAUCAUACUAACAAACCGGUUGGAGAAGUUUUAGACCUCUCCUCGUUUGACCAAUAUAUUUCACCUCUCAAUCACCAUUUGGCACUAUCCUGCUUUGUCUACUCCUUCAUCUGGGGCUUUGCGGGACACCUUGACCCUAAGUAAGUAUCAUACUCUCAUGACCAUCCACCAAUAGUAUGACAAACUAACUAUGAAACAACUCAUGUCAUGUCCACAAUCAAACCGUAUAAAAAAUAAAACUAUAAUCCAAGCAACACUUAAUAUAACUUCACAAUAAUAAGGAGAACGAAUUACACAUUUGGGCAGGAGCAACCAUAGAACUGUGCUGUCAACUAUAGAACUGUGGACUCUAUAGAUAGUCUCUAGAACCUAGACUUUCAACAUAUGUUCUCUUUUAAACUCAAUGCAAACCCCUUGAAAUACCUAAACAAAUCCUAGAAAUAAUUUCUCCAUAAUUCUGCUUGCAUGAACUCCAGUGUUGCAAGCCUUCACCUACCGAUCCAUGAUCCUCUUUCACACACUCAUCUAUAACCUUAAUUUUCCAUACCAAAGCAUGGUCUUAUUUUUCCUAUCUGCUCAUGGCCCACUUUUUCCUGCCCACCUUUUGCUUCCUCCAUUCUGGCUUUUUAUUCUCCAAUCAACAUGGGCCUUCUUUAUCCACAUCCAUUCAUGAUCUUGCUUCUUCUCGACAACCAAAUAGCCUUCUCCUCCACCAAUCAAUGGUUCUUCUCUUCUUAUGGUGUUUUUUUUUCCUCUGCCAAUAAAUGUAUCUCCUCCAUUCAACUGACUGCUCAACCUAUUGUUUUUAUUGUAGGCAUCGUCCUCAGUUUGAAAUCUUUUUGCGUGGGAUACUUUCAGAUUGUCUUUUACAAGUUGAUAUUCCCCUAAACGUGUCUAUAUUUGAUAUUUCUCUGAAUCCUGAAGCAGGAGUUCUUGUUCCCUGUCCUUCACCACCAACUCUGAUGGAAUCGAUCAGAAGCAACCUUAUUAUACCACAGGUAAUGAGUUUUGUGAACUAUUAAUUAUAGUUUUAGAUUUGGGACAUAUUCCUUCAUCCACACAACAUUUAAAAAGUGACAUAUGUAGGAUAUGUUCCAUCACCCACAGUGUUUACAAUGUAACAUGUAGGACAUACUCCAUUACCCACAGUGUUUAGAACCUGACACGUGUAGGACAUAUUCCAUCAACCACACAGUUUUUAGAAUGUGACAUGUAGGACAUAUUCUAUCAACCACACAGUUUUUAGAAUGUGACAUGUAGGACAUAUUCCAUCAACCACACAGUUUUUAGAAUGUGACACGUGUGGACAUGUUCCAUCACCCACCCAGUGUUUUGAAUGUGACAUGUAGGACAUGUUCCAUGAUCCACACAGUGUUUAGAAUGUGACAUGUAUGGCAUAUUCCAUCACCCACACAGUGUUUAGAAUGUAACAUUGUGAUGGAUGUCCUGAUUUGUUUGGUGCAAGCCACAAGCUUGUGGCACCAUUUUUGUGACUGUUUUCUAUGUAUCUAAGUAUCUCUGUAUUACAUGCAUCUGUGUAUUGUGUACCUGUAUUAUACAGAGUUCAGUAUGUGUCUAUAUAUGCAGCUGUGGGUCAACAGAGGGCAGCUCUCUAUUCAGGCAUAAAGUAUAGGUAGGUGUGAAACGUAUAUUGUGGGCUAAUCAAGUUAAAUGCUGCACUGUGAGUGACCACCUGCUGUGGGAGCCAGCAAGUCUAUCUUCUUCAGCAAAGGGCAGUGGAUCCAAUCAAGAUAACCUUUUGUUAUCAUGGUGUAUUGGCACAGGGGGAGGUGGUAACUAGUGUAAGGAAUCAUUUUGUAGCUUUGUAGUUCUUUUCCUGUGACCUGUUCUGUAUUCCUAUUGGUGGAAGUUUUGUGUAAUGUUUAUUUUACUGUAUGCUGUGAUCUUUGUAAGCUGGAACUGGAUACAAUAAAUGGAGGCAGAGUGAGUCUGAGUUCUAAGGAGUUGCCGGGGUUGUCUCUUCCUUGAGGUCUAACAAGAUAUGGCUAUUCAUUGUCCUCUAUAGAGUAAUUACUAAUAAGACGACUGGAUGGAUAGAAUAUCAUAUAGUAACAAGAUACCAGCUCAAUAUAACCUGUGUAUGCUACCAAAGAGGAGUCAUAGCAUUUAGUGGAGCAGUUUAGUGGUGCAAGUUAUGUAAAAAGAAUACCCACGGACGAUAUAUUAGGCUGUAUCGUCACAGACAUGUAGGACAUAUUCCAUCACUCACACAGUAUUUAGAACCUGGCAUGUGUAGGAAAUGUUCCAUCACCCACCCAUGGUUUAGAACCUGACACGUGUAGGACAUGUUCCAUCACCCACACAGUAUUUAGAACCUAGCAUGUAGGACAUAUUCCAUCACCCACACAGUGUUUAGAAUGUGACAUGUAGAACAUGUUCCAUCAACCCACGUAGUGUUUAGAUAAUGGUAACAGGUAAGCAGGCUUUAUGCUGUGAUGCUAUCCUGAAAUUAUAUUAUAGUAUAUUUUUGAGUAACAAUUGUGUAAAGAGACUGCUGCUAAACUGUUAAUUCCCCUGGUUUCCCUGUUGUGUAUGUACUGUCUUGGCAGGGGUCUCCCUCCCUUUUGUGUAUUUUCCCUAUCGUGCACCUGUAGUUUACUCUGUGUUCAUCUAUACUGCCUGCUCCCUGUUCGGGAGGCCGCCACCAAAUUAAUCCAUUCACCUCCCGAACAGGGACCACCUCGAUCCCUCAUUUAGAAUGUUGUUUUAGAACGGUCGCACCUCGUAACGAGGUGUCAAAACCGCAAACUACAAGGGAAGCCUCAGCGCGUGCCUCCCUGUGUGGCAUCCUGUUUGUUAGAUGAACACCAUCCAGGAGGAGCAUUUGUGGAUUGCUUCCCACAUCAUUCGGUUCUCGAACGAGGACCUCCCCAGUGCCCUUUGGAGUGUUCGCACCAAUCAAUUAGAACAUUGUAAACUCGCAACAUAAGUGUGAAACCGCAAGGGAAGUAAUUAAUGAGUGCUUCCCUGGGUGGCUGCCGUUCCUACAGAUGGGCGUCUGCAAGGGGGAGCAUUCGUGUCCCGAAUAGAGACGCUUCCCUUGCCUGGUUUCACCCAGGGACCCUGUGAACAGAGGCUGUUUGUGGCAGUGACUGUUUUGGGGGUCCCUGAGAUUGGUGGGGACACUCUUUGGGGCGUGCUUUCUGUAGCUGGGAGUUUUCCCGUGCUGGGGCUCCCAGGUACAGAGGCUCAUGGGAUGAAGACCCCUUGUCACUAGAGGUGGGAAGCCCUGAGGAUGGGUGGUGGGAACAGGGGGCAAAGGGACUGGGGUUCCAAGUCCAUUAUACGACCCCUGGGAGGACUCAGGGAGGGGACAUUGUCUUUAUGUGUGAUCCACCCCUUGCAUGGGGAAAAAUAUAAAGCCAAGUGCGAGCAAUAAAGUUGUUAUACCUCUGGAACUGUUUCUGGGGGGAAAUGGGUCUUUUUAUUAAUAGUGGAGGUAACCAGCCGAGUUAACGAGGGACAGCUACAAAUUUCCCACCUCUUAUUUAAUUUUUUUUAAUUUUUUUUUUUUUGUUCUGUAUGUAAAGUCAAUAUGCUUAUCUUAAAGUGGCUAUGACUAUUACAUUUCACUUAUUUUAAGUAGGUUAAAGUGGCCAAUGGUAGCCCCAGCAACUGUGACAGUUUGACAUUUAGUAUUAAUUCCAAUACAUCCAAAUUUCAGCCAAUUGGCUGUUCAUUCAAUUUCAGUAACUAUGAAGUGCCAUAUAAACAUAUAACUGAACAAGUGACUCUGAGCAAUGGACACGCAUGUUGGUUUCAUCUCUAAUUUGGAUUUCUGUCUAUGAUUGAUGAAGUCAAGUGAGAAGUAACCAAUAGAGAGAAUAACAGAAGAAGCUCUAUUUAUAUAUUAUCUAUUUAAUAAAUAAGGAAUAUACAUAAACAUAUACAAAUAUUUUUAUUUUUUCUGCUCUUCCUGUUUUUCCCUCUUUUUCUAACUUUAUCUGUGAACCAAAUGGUGCGUGUGAGAAAACCAGCAGGGAUUUCGUGGUUUUCUCUGGACAUUCGUUUAUUUUUACCUCAUUCAUUUAUUUUAAGCAAUAUUGGUUCGGUAGAUUAAAACUACCGAACACCGACCACCCUCCUGGCUCAUUAACUUCAAAGAGGAACCGUCAAUUAAGCACUCUCUCGGGGUGGCCGCCAUUCGUAAAGCCGAACGCCACAUGGCAGCGAAAACGGCGGCCAUCUUGUUUGCACAAAAGGAGGCAGCGGGACUUGGUCGUCGAGUGUCUGUGGAACUAAAAUCGGACACUCGACUUCCCGAACACUGCUGAAAAUAUACGAACGCCUGCUUCCUUUUGUUGCCGAACAGCUAGGGUAGCGCCAUUCGGUAGUUUGGUUCCCACGAACAAGGAGGCUCUACUCGUGGAUUAAUUCGUUUAUUUGACAUUUUUAAAAUUGACCGACCGCAUACACUGAAUUUGUGGAACUAUUUUGGGCAGGAGCCUUGUGUGCGGUCGGUGACUUAAGACUUCCACACUUUCACCAAUCUGGGUGAAAUUUGAAUAUGUUGGUCUCCCAGAUCGGGGCUAUCAGGGGAUAUGUUAUUUUUGGGGAUACCCUAAAGUUAAAGGGGUGUUCUGGGUUUUGGGGAAAAUGUGUCCGCUUUGCCUGGAGAUAAUUGGGUUAUUCCUUAACUUAUCUCAUUAUCUCCCAGGCAGAGAGAGGGAGUGUUUUAUUUUAGCUGUACAAUGUGAUUUUCUAUUGUGCUUGUGUACUGUGGGAGGUCCUAUUGCAGGGGGACCUCCAUAAAAGCCUGUGUGGUCUCAAUAAACACCAUUCUUGUUACACCCUUCAUGUUUCGGCUGGUGUUUGGGCAGGGAUGGACUGACAGCCUCCUGGGCCCCCGGACAAAAUUAGAUCCAGGGCCCUUCAAGACAAAAUAUUAAAGGAGCACUAUAGUGCCCCCCUCCCGCUGGGCUGAAGGGGUUAAAACCCGUUCAACCACUUACCUUUCUCCUGCGCCGGGCUCCCUCGGCUCUGGGGAAUUCUCGCAUUCUCGAAUUCAGCGCACGCAUUCACAGUAUGAAUCGCGGAAGCACCUCUAGCAGCUGUCAGUGAGACAGCCACAGAAGCUGGAUUAACCCUUAGUGAAACAUAGCAGUUUCUCUGAAACUGCUUUGUUUUCAGCUGCAGGGUUAAAACUAGAGGGACCUGGCACCCAGACCACUUCAUUGAGCUGAAGUGGUCUGGGUGCCUAUAGUGGUCCUUUAAGGACUAAGUAAAUGUUAAAAAUAAUUUUAAAGUAAGUAGUCAAACAGUUUGAGAACAGUUUGACAACUUACCUGGGGUCUGCUAUGAUAUGAGGCUGUAGUAGGGCAUAGGGGCAAUGGUGUGUGUGAGUGGUGCAGUGUGUGUGAAAGGUUCAGUGUGUGUGUGUGGGGGGUGUAGUGAGUGAAUGUGUAGGGUGUGUGGGGCAAUGUGUGUGUGUAUGUGGGGCUGUGUAUGUGUGUGUGUUGGCAGUGUAUGUGUAUGGGGGGCAGUGUGUGAAUGUGUAUGGUGUCAGGGCAGUGUAUGUGUGUCGGGGCAAUGUGUGUAUGGGGAGGGCAGUGUGUGGGGGCAAUGUAUGUAUGUGCAUGGUGUGUGUGUGGGGGCAGUGUAAGUGUGGGGGCAGUGUGUGUGUAUGUGUACGGUGUGUGUGGGGGCAGUGUGUGUAUGGGGGGCAGUGUAUGUAUGUGUGGGGCAAUGUGUGUGUGUGUAUAUAUGUGUGGGCAGUGUAUGCAGUGUGUGUGUAUAUAUGGGUGGGCAGUAUGUGAAUAUAUGGGUGGGCAGUGUGUGAUAUAUGGGUGGGCAGUGUGUGAAUAUAUGGGUGGGCAGUGUGUGUGUAUAUAUAUGGGUGGGCAGUGUAUGCAGUGUGUGUGUGUGUGUGUGUGUGGGCAGUGUAUGCAGUGUAUGUGUAUAUAUGGGUGGGCAGUGUGUGUGGGGCAGUGUGUGUGUGUGCAUAUGUGUAUAUAUAUAUGGGUGGGCAGUGUGUGUAUAUGGGUGGGCAGUGUAUGUAUAUGGGUGGGCAGUGUGUGUAUAUGGGUGGGCAGUGUGUGUGUAUAUGGUGGGCAGUGUAUGUAUAUGGGUGGGCAGUGUGUAUAUAUGGGUGGGCAGUGUAUGUAUAUAGGUGGGUAGUGUAUGUAUAUGGGUGGGCAGUGUAUGUAUAUAGGUGGGCAGUGUAUAUAUAUAUGGGUGGGCAGUGUGUGUAUAUGGGUGGGCAGUGUAUAUAUAUAGGUGGGUAGUGUAUGUAUAUGGGUGGGCAGUGUAUAUAUACAGGUGGGUAGUGUAUGUAUAUGGGUGGGCAGUGUAUGUAUAUAGGUGGGCAGUGUGUGUAUAUGGGUGGGCAGUGUAUAUGUGGGUAGUGUAUGGGGUGGGCAGUGUGUGUAUAUGGGUGGGCAGUGUAUAUGUAUAUGGGUGGGCAGUGUGUGUAUAUGGGUGGGCAGUGUGUGUAUAUGGGUGGGCAAUGUAUGUAUAUGGGUGGGCAGUGUAUGUAUAUAGGUGGGCAGUGUAUAUAUAUGGGUGGGCGGUGUGUGUAUAUGGGUGGGCAGUGUAUGUACAUGGGUGGGCAGUGUGUGUAUAUGGGUGGGCAGUGUAUGUAUAUAGGUGGGCAGUGUGUGUAUAUAGGUGGGCAGUGUGUGUAUUUAGGUGGGCAGUGUAUGUAUAUAGGUGGGCAGUGUGUGUAUAUGGGUGGGCAGUGUAUGUAUAUGGGUGGGGGACAGUGUAUGUGUGUGGGGGCAGUGUGUGUAUGGGCCUGCUUAUCUGUACAAUGUGAUGUUUUUCUUCCUCCAGCAGCAGUGGGGCAGACAGGCUCCUUCUCACCCUUCAAAAAACAAAUAUGAAUACCGCACUCAAAAAAAUUGUUGUAGUGAAGUCUAAACUUGUACUGAAUUGCAAAAAUAUUUAUUAUAAUAGUAAUUCAUAAGUUAAUCAAGUAAAUCUUAGUGAAAUUCAUUCCAAUCAUAUAUACACAUAGAUUAUUUACAUAUAUACACACAAAAACCUCCCUGUGCUGAAUUUCAUAAGUUAUAUAUCUAUAUACACUGGUUACUGAUCCAAAAACUGAAAAAAUGAAAUGUCCAGAGAAAAAUACUGAAUGAUGAAAAAAACAGAAAAAGAAAAAAUGGAAAAAAUGGAAAAAAGAAAAAAAAGAAAAAAAAAAGGAAAAGCAAAAGAAAAAAUGUAUAUAUUCCAGUCCUAUUAAUAGUCCCAGAUAUAGUGCACUAUAUAAUUCAUAUAAUCCAUAAAUAUAUGGAUGGAUCUCACCAAAAAUACGAAAACUUGAUAGUAUAUUCAGUAUACUAUCAUCCACGCUGUAUGUGUGCUCCGUGUGAGAGGGAAGCAGGUGGUGAUGUCACUUCCUGCCCCGCCUCCCAUCCUCACACGGAGCACUGAGCACGGAGCAGGGAGCAGGGGGAGAGAGAGAGGAGACCUGGCAGUGAGAGGUGUGCUGCCAGGUCUCUCACUGAAUGGGGAGGGGUAUUUGCAGACUGAUGGGUUGCAGGGGCCCUUAGAGUCAUUAUGGGCCCCUGCAACCUUCUUACAGCGCUUUCUUACUUCUGCUGUGGAGAUCUCUGAUCUGAUCUCCACAGCAGAAGCAUGACUGUGCUGCCGGGCCCCCUGACUGACUCGGGCCCUCGGUCCAUGACCGAUCUGCCCGACCUGUCAGUCCGCCCCUGUGUUUGGGUAUCUGAUUGCUAUUUGGGAAAACUGCACUAGAGGAUUUUGUGUCUUUGGGAUUUAACUGACGAAUAAAAGAACUGAAAAUCAUACGAACCACUAGCUACCACUUCAGGGUUCGUUACAGUGGGUGAAUGCGACUCUCUAUGUAAUAUAUUUAACAGUGCACUGAUUGGCCCAUUUGGCAACCUUAUAGUCCAUCCGAAUUGACGAUAUUCAGAUGAGCCAAGCUGCUAGAUAGACAACUAUCGGACUACCGAAGCAAAUUAUUAUUUUUUUGGUUAGGUGAUUUGGCUGGGACAAAUGUUUUUUCUCUGUUCAUUAGUCUAGUUGCAGUUACUAAGGCCGACAAACCAUCAUGUAAGUUGUAGUUCUUCAACAGCUGAGGGUACCACUUGGCUACCUCUGAAGUAGAGAAGAUUCAUAAAAAAAAAGAGAUAAGUUAGCAAACAUUCCAAAAAGUGUAUUCUUUUCAGGUGGUUGGUGUAGUAAAGUGGUCAAACCUGCCCUUUGCAAACUACAAUGGUCAUUAUAGUGAUUCAUUAUACAUUUUCCCUGCAUGUGUCUUUAUUUUGCAGUUUGAGAGCAUCAUGGUUGCUGCAAGAUCUCUGGUCUGCUCUGGCCUCCCGGUUCUGCUAGUUGGACCUCCUGGCUGUGGAAAGACGAGCCUUGCACAGACAGUGACCUUCCAUGGAGCAUUAUUCCACAGGAUUCCUAUUAACUCCCUAUUGCGUCCUGGUCAUCUACGCCAACACCUUAAUACUCACCAUGAAAAUGCCACUGCAGUAAGACCAAGAAGCAUUAUCCAUGGGAGUCGACUUAGACAUCUUUUCCUCUUGGAUGAUCUGCACAAAGCUUCAUUUGGUGAGAUACAGAUGCUGUCCACGUGUCUAACUAUCAUUGGAUCCAAAUAGAGGGUUAGGGUUACCAGUCUUUAUGCUACCAUUGGGCUUCUAGCUUUAUUUAUCUAAUUGUUCAGGUUGUUUGGCCUCAAUGCUCUUUAUAAGUGUUUUUUCUAUUUGGUAUUACUUUUGUUUUUUGUGUCAUGUUUACCUUGUUUAUCUGCUUCGCUGUUUGUAAAAAAGUUUUCCCCUUUCAAGUGUUUCCUCCAGCUUGCUAGUGAAAUUGUUCUACAUGGUAUGACCCUUUUUAUGCAAAAUGAGAACCUGCCUGGCAACUCUUAAGUUGAGACCCCUCCUUGGCAAUUCACAGUUUGAGAGUUACCCCCUCAUUGGCAACUCUCAAACUGAGAUCCCCGCUUGGCAACACUUGAACUGAGACCCCCCCCUUGGCAACUCUCACACUUAGACACCACCCUCCUCCCCUGCCCCACACUCUGCAACUUAUAAAACCACAAUUUGAACUUGAUGAGAUGGCUUCCUUUGGUCAGAAGUUGAUGACUUGCUUCACAAUGACGCAACAUUGGCCUGUUUGCCCGUUUGUUUAGUAAUGUAGGUCACAUAGCUGAAUAUUCAUUGACUGAGCUCCCAUACCACAGGAGCCUGUCUUCCAAAGUCCCCUUGUGGCGGCCACCCCGAUGGGAAGAGGGGUCUCGCCGCCAGAGAUGUUCUUUUCCCCCCAGUGUGAGUAGAGCUCCUGGAUCUGAGUGCCCAACAUAUCCAGAUCCCACAAAUGCAGCUGAAACGCCACCGGGGUAUAGUUUAGACCAGGCUUCUCCAAACUCUGGCCCUCCAGAUAGUUCCAUGAAAUCAGGCUGUGCGAUCAGUCUCUUUUGGGAGUACCAAAUACUACAAUAUGUAUGGAUAAACAGUUAAUGCUCACACAGUGUAUCUGGUUCGGGAGUAUGCUCCCACCGAACGCCAUUUCAUUCGUAUGAAUCCAACCAAACAUAGCUGGAGGUGGAAAUAUCAGCGGUGUUCGCCAUCUAGUGUCCGAUUUUAGUUCCAUACAUUCGACGACCAAACACCGCUGUCUGUGUUCGCGGCCAAUGAUGGCUGCCACCACGUGUUCGCACAGGUGAACGGCAACCACCCAGCCGACCACUUAGUACGUUGGUGUUAUUGUGGUUACAGAGGUGUUAGCAGAGGUUAAUGGGGUCAACAAGCAGCACACUCUGCAUAUGGAUGGUCUGUCAUUCGGUGAUUUAUUCGUUAUUCGAACAGAGCAAUAUUAACCCCUUAAGGACACAUGACAUGUGUGACAUGUCAUGAUUCCCUUUUAUUCCAGAAGUUUGGUCCUUAAGGGGUUAACAUACGAGGUGAAUACAGUUUACCAAACAAACAGACGAAGAGAACAAAAAGCUGUAUAAUCCAGGGACAUGAAGAUCUGUCACACCUAUGUACUGACUUCAUGUAUUUACGUAAUGGGGAAUCGCGAUGCAGCCUAGAACAUAAACUAACCCCAUUCAACCCCCCAAUAACGACAGACCACUUAGUAUGGAUGAAACAGGCCACAUCAUUUAUUAUCACAAACUAAAUUACUGCAUAACACAUAACUUUAUUUAUUAAAUCUCUUUUUUUUCUGUAACUAAAAACAUUAGUCAUAAAUAGGCAUAAAUUAACAUAUAUACAUGUAUGACUCCACACAUAGUGUUAUACAGUGACCCAACCGUCCUUGCCAACAAACAAACAGUGUUUCAUAAUCACCACUUCCUCUCACCUCCCACCCUCGUCAUUCAAAUCAUAUCUUUCCAAUGCCCGCCAUCAGCCGACCUUAUCCACGCUUGAUGGGCACGACACCUCAGGUUACCUAAUGUUAACCGUUUGAAGCAGGGGAGGUUGAGACCUUAAAACUUGUUCAUCUCAUUCCAUAUACUUAAACGUAACCCCUCAAACUCAAUUGGCAAGAACAUACCCCCGGCUAGCUGUGACUAAAUAUACUAAUAGGGCGGGCGGGAGGGAAGCUGUUUGCUGGCCCGAAUCCCAAGUGGUACUGAGGUAAGACCUUCCCCACACUAACUUACACAGAACAUAAUCCCACCCACAAACUCUUUCCCAACCAAUCCCAUGCAUCUAUCCCCACACUCCUAAAUGUGCCCUUGUCCGCUUAGCUGCGCUAUCUCCCCAGGGCCUUGUAUGUAAGUAGUGGGGAAUCGCGAUGCAGCCUAGAACAUAAACUAACCCCAUUCAACCCCCCAAUAACGACAGACCACUUAGUAUGGAUGAAACAGGCCACAGCAUUUAUUAUCACAAACUAAAUUACUGCAUAAGACAUACAUAUAUGACUCCACACAUAGUGUUAUACAGUGACCCAACCGUCCUUGCCAACAAACAUACAGUGGUUCCUAAUCACCACUUCCUCUCACCUCCCCCCUCGUCAUAAAAAUCAUUCUUUCCAAUGCCCGCCAUCAGCCGACCUUAUCCACGCUCGAUGGGCACGACACUUCAGGUAACCUUAUGUUAACCAUUUGAAGGAGGGGAGGUUGAGACCUUAAAACUUGUUCAUCUCAUUCCAUAUACUUAAACAUAACCCCUCAAACUCAGUUGGCAAGAACAUACCCCCACCACAACACCGCUGUUUUACACCUAAAAUCAGCGGGGGACCCCACCACAACCAGCCAUAGCCUGUUCCACCACUUCUUGCAGGGCUAGAUUAACAUAGGCCUAGUCCGACCUCCAGCAAGUGCACCCAUCCCCUCGAGAUAACUAGGCCACAUCUGGCCAAACCCUAAGGUGAACUAGAAUCCCCCAAGCCCCCAAGAAACCCAUCUCGUCCGAUUUUCAACGGCAGCACACCAGGGCACUCACAUUGCUGCGUGCACUGCCAACAGGAACAGGCGAUAGCCUCAGCCCAGCCCCUGAGAACCUCUGGGAAGAAACAGAAUGCAUAACAUGUCAAGAUUUAAGAGCACCCAAAUCCCAAACAGUCACCGGACCCAUGUCAUUCCACCCAGAGAUGACAAAACCCCCAGUACCCCCAUGAGACGGGACAGCUGACCCCGUACGAAGAGGAGCCACACCCCCCUCAUUUAUCUGGUGCCAGACCACCGAACCUCCGCUCCCGAAGGCGUAAGAACCACUCGGCCCCUGCCUAUUCCGGGGGGGAGAGGGGAGACCCUAACCGCGGAGAGAAAUCCAUUCGGAGACUGGCAGGGUGAACCCAAGGAACCUACCACCAUGACCCCGACCAUCCAAGCCUGGCGGCGUCUGUAGCCGCCCCUAACCGGACUGAAUGCCCCUUGAACUCUCCACCAUCCUUACCCAGGAAUUCGAACCCCCAUUGGAGCACCCCAACGACAUGGACGCAGGAGAGAAAACCCGGCUUCGAGAACCAAACCAGGGGUGAGGAGGCCGAAUAACCCAGGGGCGGAAUAGCCCUCACCGAAGAAAAACAGGACACAUGUCGGAACCCGGCGUUCCCCCCCAAUCGGAACAGUAUAAAUCCAACUAUCCUGGGAACCUAGUACAUCCUGUUAGGAGCUUAACCAUCACCCUGUGCAUUCCAUCUACCUCAAGAGAAAAUCUACCUGCAACGUCCGAGAAUGGAACAGAUUCUAUUGAUGAAUCAGCCAACCGCUACCAACUUACCUUUCCCUAAUGCAACAGCCGUCGAGCGACGAAAGCCUGAAGGAAGUCCAUUCCGACACUUACUCGAUCCACCAAAACCCCUGCCCACAUGCAGAUGACUGUAACAUGAACGGGAAGCCGACAAGGAAAUGCACUCAUCCAGCCCGAUCGCUCACACUUUACUGUAGUGGGCCCCACACCGCCUCAGAGAGCGACCCAUGGACCAGCUUCAAGAGCCGCUAGACCAAGUGACCAUGACUCCACUGCCUUAUAAUGUGGCCCGGCGGAGCCCCCAUCUGAAGUUCGUCCUACAGUGAACCAUUACCUUGUGAAUCCCCGGGUAAACCCGACUGACCAGACACUUCCAAGAGCAACACCGACAGGAAAAGCCCAGCUUACCCAGGAGAGCCCCUGGGUAGCACAGCUGAAACCCCCAACACCCCCAAAACCACGACACCUCCCACCGGAUGUACAAAACCGCAAUCUGGGCUAACCGACGUUCCCUGGCCGUACUCGAUCCCACUAUCCAGGAGACUACCGCACGUAUCCCGACCCAUGGAACUCCGAAUCGCUGAAACACUACCCCAAGAAAAACACCACAGCAGCAGAGCGCGACGUGCGACACUGUCGGCCACACACAUAAGCGACAUUAAGAGCCACCCGUGCGGAGGCACAUAGCCACAUAACACUGACCGUCAGAAAUACAGCCCGGAAAACAAUAACCUGCUGGGCGCAUCAGCAGCAGCUGGAAAGCCGAUUCCACUGCUGCCUUUGUCAGCAAGGCCCCAGAGCCCUGCAGCCCUAACCACGCGGACCGUUUUCAUGCCCUCCCAUACCUAACCCCCAGGGCCGGACUGGCCCACCGGGAUACCAGGAAAUUUCCCGGUGGGCCGUCGGCACCUGGGGCCGGGCAGACACCUGGGUCUGCUGGCGGCCGCUGGGGAGGUCUCCUGGGGGCUUCUGGCGGCCGCUGGGGGAGCUGCGCUGGCUCUGCUCCCCAGCGCGCAGCUGAAUGAGACCGGCGCCGGAAUAUGACGUCAUAUUCCGGCGCCGGUCUCAUUCAGCAGCGCGCGAGGACGGGAGAGCAGAGCCAGCGCAACUCUCCCAGCGGCCGCCAGGACAAGUCCCCCAGCGGACUCCAGAAGCCCCCAGAAGACCUCCUUAGCGGCCCCCAGAAGACCUCCCCCUGGCAGGUACAAGUAAUGUGUCUGUCUGUGUUAUGGUGUCUGUCUGUAUGGUGUGUGUGUCUGUCUGUCUGUGUCAUGGUGUCUGUCUGGUGUCUGUCUGUCUGUCUGUAUGGUGUGUGUGUCUGUCUGUGUCAUGGUGUCUGUCUGGUGUGUGUCUGUCUGUCUGUGUCAUGGUGUCUGUCUGUCUGUAUGGUGUGUGUGUCUGUCCGUCUGUGUCAUGGUGUCUGUCUGUAUGGUGUGUGUGUGUCUGUCUGUCUGUGUCAUGGUGUCUGUCUGUAUGGUGUGUGUGUGUGUCUGUCUGUCUGUGUCAUGGUGUCUGUCUGUAUGGUGUGUGUGUCUGUCUGUCUGUCUGUGUCAUGUUCUGUGUAUGUGUGUGUGUGUCUGUCUGUAUGCAUGUGUGUGUGUCUGUCUGUGUCAUGGUGUCUGUCUAUCUGUAUGGUGUGUGUGUGUCUGUCCUGUCUGUAUGUAUGGUGUGUCUGUCUGUCUGUGUCAUGGUGUCUGUCUGUAUGUAUGGUUUGUGUGUGUGUGUCUGUCUGUAUGUAUGGUGUGUGUGUGUCUGUCUGUGUCAUGGUGUCUGUCUGUAUGGUGUGUGUGUGUCUGUCCAUCAUGGUGUGUGUGUGUGUCUGUCCGUCAUGGGGGGUGUGUCUGUCUGUCCAUCAUGGGGUGUGUGUGUGUCUGUCUGGGGUCUGUCGGCAUGGGGUGUGUGUGUGUCUGUCUGUCCGUCAUGGGGUGUGUGUGUCUUUCUGUCCGUCAUGGGGUGUGUGUGUGUCAGUCUGUCCAUCAUGGUGUGUGUCUGUCUGUGUCAUGGUCUGUCAUGGUGUGUGUGUGUGUCUGUCAUGGGGUGUGUAUCUGUCAUGGUAUAUGUGUGUUUCUGUGUCUGUCGUGAUGUAAAUGUGUGUUUAAAAAUAGCGUUUUUUCCCCACGCAGCGUGCUGGUCUCCCCUCGACUGGCCCUGCCUCUAUAGCUGAGAUCAUCAAGCUUGAUGAUCUCAGCCAAUCCAAUGCUUUGCCAUAGGAUUGGCUGCAAAACACCACUCCAAUCAGCAUCUCCUCAUAGAGAUGCAUUGAAUCAAUGUAUCUCUAUGGGGAACGUUCAGCACCUACAGAGUGUGGAGGCCCUGAAUGUAGGUGCACUAACACAGGAAGCACCUCUAGUGACCGUCUGAGUGACUGUCACUAGCAGUGUCACUUUGAAGCAAUGUAAACACUGCCUUUUCUCUGAAAAGUCAGUGUUUACGUUGAAAAGCCUGUAGGGACAUGCUAUGACACCAGUACCACCACAUUAAGCUGUGUGUGUGCGUCUGCUAGUGAGUGAGCUUGCUUGCAUGCGUGUGCCUGCUAGUGAGUGAGCUUGUGUUUUUAUGUCAAUGAGCUGAUGUAUAUCAGUAAGAUUGUUUGUCUAUGAGGCUGUGUAUCAAUGAGCUUGUGUGUGUCAUUGAGAUGUCAGUGAAAUUGCCUGUGUCUGCAUGUGAGUAUGCUUACUGUAUAAUUAAACGUUUUACCCUGAAAGGACCAAUAUUUUAUAUUAGAAAAAGCAAUAUAUAUGAUCCUGAUGAAAGUCCUCAUGGAAGGACUGAAACGUUGAUCGCAGUUUUUACUAUCUGACAAUAAACUUUGGACUUUUAAUUUAAAAAACCGUGAGUGCAACCAUCCAUUUGUAUUUCUAUAUAUAUAUAUAUAUAUAUAUAUAUAUUACUCAAUCAUCUGUCCUGGCAAGACAUAGCCUUACAUAUUACACGCGACAAUAUAUGGUGCAGUGACUUAUGGGGCUGGCACAAAUUUUUUUUCCAGGGCUGCUUUGUAUCCCCAGUCCGGCCCUGCUAACCCCUUGUAGGGAAAGACAACUGAGUAAAUAAGAAAUCAUGCGAUAUCGACCCUGCCCCUCUAAGGGGGGGACCAAUGGAGCGGACUUCGGGGGCACCCUAAAAUUGGUCGGGAGGUAAGCUUAUCAAGCUUUCUUGGUAAGCCGCUCCCGCACCACCUAAUGGAAGUCUCAUAUGGGCCGAAUGGUCCUGCUCGGAGAGCAUCCGCAUCCCCUAAUACCCGACAGAUUGCCCGCAUCAAAAAAACGUGGGGGACGGGAUGGGCCCCCCCCCCGCGACCGGAUCCCCCACGAGGACCCCAUUUGCCGUCGGCGAAUUCCCACCAACCCAGCUCACCCUAGCAAUGACACAGAGAGUGUCCCAACAGUAGAAACAUGUGGAGCAUACCCGGGGAGCCCUCUCCCUGACAAUGCUAUCCAGAAACAUACGAUGCCCUGACACACUUCCUGUGCGUCAUGGGGUGCAACCUAUUACGGUAUUUUUCCCCCGCGCCCCACCUGGAGUCCCUCCCAAGCACGGGACCCCCCGCGGCAUGAGGGAACAUAUCACCAAGAAAAAAAACCUGCACCACUGCUCCUUAGUAUUACGCGACACGCGCAAGUCAAGCAGGCCAUUCUAGCGCCCCGCAGCAGCAUCCUGAGCCACCCUAACCGCCCGCCUCUUGGGAGGCAAUGCCAGCGCUAUUAGCUGCGCAGGAUACUGCAGGAAACUGUACUAUAACAUAUGAUAAAUACUGAUAAGCGGCGUCCAGCUACCGUUUUUCCUUUUUUUUUUUUUAUCUUUAAUUUCUCAUUCUGUUCAUGUAUUCAUUCAGGUUUUUUUUGGGGUGGGGGGGGUUUAAAUUUCAAUAUUUUUAUUUAUUUAUUUAUUUAAUUUUUUUUUUUGCGCACGCUAAGACCUCCCAGCUCUAAAGGGACCUGACUGGAUACAAGAAGGGACAACGUACUCACCAGCCAAUGCCCGGUGCACCACCCGCAGCAUAACAAGCGUAGAAGUCCAGGCAGAAGAUAUUGAAAUCAGCUUACACUGUGUUCUUCCAAGGUGUUCCAGGCGCCACCUGCUGGGCAUUUCUAAGAACUGCAGCCGAGGUAAGUAACCAGCAGAGAGAAGAGCAGAAGGCAGAGAGAGAAUAACAGAAGGAAGAGAAGACCCAGGAACAGGUAAGAGCAGGGGAAGAGAGGAAAAGGGAGGGAGGACAAAGAGGAGAGAAACCGAGAGAGGGGAAGGAGGAAGAAAACAGAGAGAAGGGAAAAAGGGGGGAAAGAACAGAGGGACCGACAGAAGGUAAACAGGGGGCCACCAGGGGAGGAGCUGAGGCCCCCCAGAAUGCCAAAAUGGAACCGGAGAAAAGAGGGGAGGGAAGGGAAGAAACUGGCAGAGGAGGCCCCCAGGAGAGGUUCCCCCUCCCACACCCAACGGCACUGGAUCAGUCCCCUCUCGGCCCCCCGGGCUCACUCGCCUCCGGGGCCCCGUCAAAGGCCCCGCCGUCACGCCUGCCAUGCGGUGGUGUCAGAAGGCCUCUGGCCGGCCACGCAAGGCAGGGAAGCGCCACCUGCCUCCUACUGCCUCCAGCACGAAUACCAAUGCCUGAGGCCGUAGCUAGUGAUCCGGCUGCAGGAGGGGGAGGCCACAAGUCCCGCACGGCAGUAGCAGGCCGCGUGUCUGGAGCCUCAGACACGCGGCCGGGUGAAGCCUUGGGCCCAGGCUCCACCUCCUCAACUGGGCCCGAGGAGCAGCAUCGGGGGGUUAGUGGAGCCGGCGGGCGGGAAUGCCGGCCGUCACUAUCGCGGCCCCCAGGAGCAGGGGCCGCAGGGAAGGCCCCAGAUGGAUGAAGACAGGCCGUGGGGGGGGGGGAAACCCACACCGGCAGCCGCCCAGGGGAGGGGGGGUGGGGGCCACAGUCCAGAGGGAUCCAGGCUGCAGGGAAGGCCCCAGAUGGAGACAGGCCGCGGCAGGGAGCCCCACACCAGCAGCCACCCCAGGGGAGAGGAUCCAGGAAAGGGGAGCACCUGAAUCAGGAGUCGCCGGCCACCAUCCAAGCUGCAGCAGCUUGGAGGGAAGCCAGUAGGCCUCAACUUCCAUCCCUCAAGCUGUGUAAAUCUGCAGGCCCUGGCAAACAGGAGCAGGAGGACAGGAAGCUGUUUGCUGGCCUGAAUCCCAAGUGGCACUGAGGUAAGACCUCCCCCACACUAACUUACACAGAACAUAAUCCCACCCACACACUCUUUCCCAACCAAUCCCAUACAUCUACCCACACUCCUACAUGUGCGCUAUCUCCCCAGGGCCUCUACAUCAAUUGUGAGUCACCAUCACCAGCCCCAUUUUGUCAUUAAUUCUGAUUCAAGCUGACAAGUUGGAGCUUGGAACACUGGAGGACUGGCUAGGGAUCAAGAUCUAUUAUUCCACAGCGUUCUCCCCCUCUCCAUGGAGGAAAAGUCCAGUGGGGAGUUCCUCCAUCCAUUGUUAUCCAUCAGCCAGUCAUAAAAUGAAAUGGAGAACAGAACUUCUCCUUUAUUGAACAAACAACGGUUGUAAAGAGAGCACAAUGAUUACAGGAAUGUGGACCAAGUGGGAGACAUAAAGGAACACUUUGGGCACCAACAUAGUGCCUUUGAUCCACUAAGUGUAUUUGACAGGCUUUGUCCUCAUAUUCAUGCUGUUUCUCUCCCAAUUCAAACCACUUUAGUUUUGCUUAAAAGAAGAAAAAAAGUUUUUGCACCGUUCUGCACCAUAACUCUGUGCCUUUAGCCACAACCCUUUUUUCACAAAGCAACUUCCUUAGAAGACGUACAGGGAGUGCAGAAUUAUUAGGCAAAUUGUAUUUUUGAGGAUUAAUUUUAUUAUUGAACAACAACCAUGUUCUCAAUGAACCCAAAAAACUCAUUAAUAUCAAAGCUGAAUAUUUUUGGAAGUAGUUUUUAGUUUGUUUUUAGUUAUAGCUAUGUUAGGGGGAUAUCUGUGUGUGCAGGUGACUAUUACUGUGCAUAAUUAUUAGGCAACUUAACAAAAAACAAAUAUAUACCCAUUUCAAUUAUUUAUUAUUACCAGUGAAACCAAUAUAACAUCUCAACAUUCACAAAUAUACAUUUCUGACAUUCAAAAACAAAACAAAAACAAAUCAGUGACCAAUAUAGCCACCUUUCUUUGCAAGGACACUCAAAAGCCUGCCAUCCAUGGAUUCUGUCAGUGUUUUGAUCUGUUCACCAUCAACAUUGCGUGCAGCAGCAACCACAGCCUCCCAGACACUGUUCAGAGAGGUGUACUGUUUUCCCUCCUUGUAAAUCUCACAUUUGAUGAUGGACCACAGGUUCUCAAUGGGGUUCAGAUCAGGUGAACAAGGAGGCCAUGUCAUUAGAUUUUCUUCUUUUAUACCCUUUCUUGCCAGCCACGCUGUGGAGUACUUGGACGCGUGUGAUGGAGCAUUGUCCUGCAUGAAAAUCAUGUUUUUCUUGAAGGAUGCAGACUUCUUCCUGUACCACUGCUUGAAGAAGGUGUCUUCCAGGAACUGGCAGUAGGACUGGGAGUUGAGCUUGACUCCAUCCUCAACCCGAAAAGGCCCCACAAGCUCAUCUUUGAUGAUACCAGCCCAAACCAGUACUCCACCUCCACCUUGCUGGCGUCUGAGUCGGACUGGAGCUCUCUGCCCUUUACCAAUCCAGCCACGGGCCCAUCCAUCUGGCCCAUCAAGACUCACUCUCAUUUCAUCAGUCCAUAAAACCUUAGAAAAAUCAGUCUUGAGAUAUUUCUUGGCCCAGUCUUGACGUUUCAGCUUGUGUGUCUUGUUCAGUGGUGGUCGUCUUUCAGCCUUUCUUACCUUGGCCAUGUCUCUGAGUAUUGCACACCUUGUGCUUUUGGGCACUCCAGUGAUGUUGCAGCUCUGAAAUAUGGCCAAACUGGUGGCAAGUGGCAUCGUGGCAGCUGCACGCUUGACUUUUCUCAGUUCAUGGGCAGUUAUUUUGCGCCUUGGUUUUUCCACACGCUUCUUGCGACCCUGUUGACUAUUUUGAAUGAAACGCUUGAUUGUUCGAUGAUCACGCUUCAGAAGCUUUGCAAUUUUAAGAGUGCUGCAUCCCUCUGCAAGAUAUCUCACUAUUUUUGACUUUUCUGAGCCUGUCAAGUCCUUCUUUUGACCCAUUUUGCCAAAGGAAAGGAAGUUGCCUAAUAAUUAUGCACACCUGAUAUAGGGUGUUGAUGUCAUUAGACCACACCCCUUCUCAUUACAGAGAUGCACAUCACCUAAUAUGCUUAAUUGGUAGUAGGCUUUCGAGCCUAUACAGCUUGGAGUAAGACAACAUGCAUAAAGAGGAUGAUGUGGUCAAAAUACUCAUUUGCCUAAUAAUUCUGCACUCCCUGUAUUUGGAGUACGCACUGGGCUCCGCCAAUGAGAGAUCAAUGUGAGCUGAGCUGCUUACAUGACUCUGCCCCACAGCCAAUCAUUUUCCUCAUACUCUCUAUGUAGUAUUCCAAAGCUGUGCAAUUGGAAAAGUAGCCAGAGAUUUUCUACAUGGUGGAAUGAUGACAACAGCUCAGCUCAUACUGAUCGCUUAUUGGCUGAGCUCAGUACAUAUUACAUUUAAAAAGGAAGUUACUUUGUAAAAUAGAGCAUGGCUGCUGUGACAGAACCAUCUGUCUGCUGGAUUUUUGCCCGUUCGUCUGUUUGUCCCCGUUCAUAUGAAUGGCUGGUUUCUAUAGCCCAGCCAUUCGAAUGACUCUUUUUCCCGAACAAAACCGCCGAACGAACGGCCACCCAAGUGAGGAGUGUGCUGCAGGUUAACGAAGUGAUCACCAUUAUAACGUUGUGGUUAACCGCAGACACUUCUCAAUUAAACCGAACUCAGGGUGGUCGUCGUUCGUAUGUCGACCACGAGGCAGCGGCCAUUUUAAAUCAUGCGAACGCUCAGCGGUGUUUGGCUCUAUUUCUAUGGAACGGAAAACGGACACUUUUUCUGUCGAACACCGCUGAAACAAGGGAACGCCUGGCUGCCUCCACGAAAGCAUGCGAACAUCGGCCGUUCGGGAGAUUGAGAACACACAAAAGACUUAACCCAGAUAGCCCACCCAUGGAGUCAUUCGUGUACCGAAGGACUGUAAGAACUUUGACUCCAUGGCGAUUGAACUAUGUGUGUGGGAUCUGAGCGCUAUUCGCCAAUAAUAUGCACUCAGAUCCAGGCUAUCUGGGGACAUGUAAUACGAAUGGGAAAUGUUCAGUUUUCAUGUAGUUAUGCAUUUUUGUGUCUUUUAUUAUUUCAUGUUUAAGAUGGCGACUGUCCUUGUCCUGGAGUUAAUUGAGUUACUUGGUAAUUAACUCCAGGACAGAGGGGAGGGAAUCAGAAUGUACUGUGGGUAAAAUAUGUGACUGUGUGUCAGAAAUGUCCUGCUAUCUGUCUGUACUUUAAGUCUUCCAUUUGGUCCCCUAGGGGAGUGUCCACCAGGUGGGAGACCUGCAUAAAUACGGGCAGGUAGCCCACAGUAAACCCAGAUCUUAUUUGACCCUCAAUGCGGAGCUUCUGUCUCGUUAUUGGGGGGAUUUCUUCUUCACGUUUAGAGACUGCUGGAUGGAACGAAAGCCGCUUUGGGGAUAUUAUUGUUCGACGGUUCCUAGCAGUUCGUAUAUUGCCGUUCGGGAGUUUGGAGCCGUUCGUGGAUUUCGAUCGGGAGAUUGCCGCUUCCCCUGCAUUUGGUUCGUGGGUUACAGAGUAAGCGAACAGAGACUGUACUGCAGCCGGGGAAGGUUUACUAAACGGCGGUUUGGCUUAAAGACACGGGAGGUGUCUUAACAAUUGGUGGCAGCGGUGGGAUGAAUCCUACAGCACUGGAGGUCAGCUACAAGACAUGCAGUACGAGGAAUUAAGGCGUGCUACACUUAAGGACUUGCCCGCAGAUGUUCUUUUGGGAAACGAUUUGGCCCCUUUGGUUUCAGCCUAUGCUCCGAUGGGCCCUGCAGACGUGAACCCAGUGACCACCCGUGCCCAGACCCGUGCUGCCGGAACCAGCCCACUUGCUGACGAGACCCAGGUAAGAUCUCCUUCCCCGACUGAUACCCCAGAUCAGGUCCCCUUAAGCUGGGAUUCCCCAGAGGAGUUUGGGAGGGAAACCCGGGCGGAUCCGACCCUCCAAAGAUACAAGGACAGGGCAGAGGCUGGGGAGGAAGGAAUAGAUGGGGAACGGUAUGAGUGGGUGGGGGACAGGUUAUAUAGGAUCCCUAAACCUUCCCAGAAGAGUGUUGCCUCUCCGCCGAAUCGCCAGUUAGUGGUACCUGCAAAGUACCGGCAGGAGAUUCUGCGGAUAGGGCAUGAUGUUCCUUUAGCUGGACAUCUAGGGUCCCGCCGCACAGCCUAUAGGAUUUCACAGAACUUCUUUUGGCCAAACUUUAACCAGGCUGUGCGGAUGUACUGCAGCACGUGUGACACAUGUCAACGGGUAGGAAAGCGGGGGGACCACCCUAAGGCUAGGCUAUUAUCGAUGCCUAUUAUAGGGGAGCCCUUUGCCCGCAUAGCCGUUGACAUUGUGGGUCCACUGGCCAGGGCUAGUCCAUCCGGUAAGAAGUAUGUUCUUACCGUGGUGGACUAUGCCACCCGCUAUCCAGAGGCAGUAGCGCUGUCUAACAUAGAGGCAGAGACGGUUGCUGAUGCCCUGGUUAGAAUUUUUACUAGGGUCGGGUUCCCUAAGGAGAUCCUCUCCGACCAGGGAACCCAAUUCACCGCUGUGCUCACCCAGCAACUGUGGAAGGUGUGCGGCAUUAAGCCGUUACUUAGCUCACCCUACCACCCACAGACUAACGGUCUCUGCGAGCGCUUUAACGGUACCCUCAAACAGAUGCUGAGGACCUUUACAGACACUUGCAGAGACUGGGAGAGAUUCCUGCCUCAUCUAUUAUUUUCUUAUAGAGAAGUGCCCCAGGAAUCUACUGGGUUCUCCCCCUUUGAGCUGCUGUAUGGGAGAAGGGUCCGCGGACCCCUAGAUCUCAUUAGAGGCCACUGGGAGGGGGAGACGGAGCAGGAAGGGACCCCCAUAGUGCCAUAUGUUCUGGAACUCCGGGACCGCAUGGAGAAACUGUCCCUGAUGGUAAGGGAGAAUCUCCAGGCGGCCCAGGGGAGACAGAAGAGAUGGUACGAUCAGGGUGCCCGACAGCGGGUCUUCCAGGUUGGGCAAAAGGUAUUGGUGCUUAAACCUGUGAAGGCCAACAAGAUGCAAGCAUCUUGGCAGGGCCCGUACAAGGUAGUGGCGCAGAUCUGCGACACUACUUACUUGAUAGCCAGCUGUGCAGAUGAGAGGAUCCAGCGGUCCUUUCAUGUGAACAUGCUGAAAGAGUACCAGGAGAGACCUGAGAAUAUUGCAGCAGUGUGUGCCCCAGCUGCAGAUGAUUCUGAGAAUUUACCCCUUCCAGAUCUAUUAGAAAGGGAUUCCCAGACUGACCUUACUACCUUGGUACAGCUAGGGGACCGGUUGAACCCCACAGAAAGGGUACAGGCGCAGCAGUUGUUAUGGGAGAAGCAGGCGACGUUCUCCCAGGAACCAGGUUAUACCACCCUAGCUGUGCAUAAGGUAGAGACCCCUGGACAGACCCCGUUACGACAGCCCCCCUACCGUAUCCCUGAAGCAGUCCGUGAAGGAAUGCGGAAGGAGAUACAGGAGAUGACCCAACUUGGGGUUAUCGAGCACUCCGACAGCCCUUGGGCCUCGCCUGUAGUCCUGGUGCCAAAGAAAGAUGGGACCACCCGGUUCUGUGUGGACUACAGGCGACUCAACGAGCGGACCACCACUGACGCCUACCCAAUGCCCCGGGUAGACGAAUUACUAGAUCGUAUUGCCAGGGGGCGAUAUCUGACCACCAUAGACCUGUGUAAGGGCUACUGGCAGAUCCCCCUGGCCGAGGAUGCUAUCCCCAAGUCGGCAUUUGUCACCCCAUUUGGCCUGUACCAAUUUAAGGUCAUGCCUUUUGGGAUGAAAAAUGCACCGGCUACUUUCCAACGGAUGGUGGAUAGACUCCUGGAUGGCUUCCAAGAAUUUGCCUGUGCAUACUUGGACGACAUUGCGAUCUACAGUGGGUCCUGGGAGGAACACCUGGUACAUGUAGGGGUAGUGCUGGAUAAGAUUAGGGCCGCUGGCCUGACGUUGAAGCCAGAAAAGUGUCAUCUAGGUAUGGCUGAAGUGCAGUACCUGGGUCACAGAGUGGGGUGUGGGAGCCAGAGACCGGAGCCAGCCAAGGUAGAGGCAGUGGCUAACUGGCCCACACCUACUACUAAGACCCAGGUAUUGGCCUUCUUGGGGACGGCAGGGUACUACAGACGUUUUGUCCCUGACUACAGCGCUAUCGCUAAGCCCCUGACAGACCUGACGAAGAAGAACUUGCCUAAGCAGGUCCUGUGGUCUCCGGCUUGUGAAGCUGCGUUCCAGGCACUGAAGCAGGCUCUUGUGAAUGCCCCUGUCUUGGCUGCCCCAGUCCCUAACAAACGCUUUCUCGUCCAUACAGAUGCUUCCAUGUAUGGACUGGGGGCUGUGCUGAGCCAAGUCGGGGAAGAUGGAGGAGAGCACCCUGUCGCAUAUCUCAGCAGAAAGUUGUUACCCAGAGAAGUGAGUUAUGCGGCAGUGGAGAAGGAGUGUUUGGCUUUGGUCUGGGCAUUGAAAAAGUUAAGCCCCUAUUUGUAUGGGCAAGAGUUUUCCCUUGUGACUGAUCACAACCCACUCGUUUGGCUUAACCGGGUCUCAGGAGACAAUGGGAGACUGCUGAGAUGGAGCUUGGCACUACAGCCCUACAAUUUUACCAUCAGCUACAGACCCGGUAAGCUAAACGGAAACGCAGAUGGGUUGUCACGACAAACAGACGUUUCCAUCACCUCGUAGUCCGGUCAUCCCCAAGUUGACCCGCCACAGGGUCAAGCCGGGUCUGCCGGAGUGUCCCACAAGGAGGGAGCCGUGUGACAGAACCAUCUGUCUGCUGGAUUUUUGCCCGUUCGUCUGUUUGUCCCCGUUCGUAUGAAUGGCUGGUUUCUAUAGCCCAGCCAUUCGAAUGACUCUUUUUCCCGAACAAAACCGCCGAACGAACGGCCACCCAAGUGAGGAGUGUGCUGCAGGUUAACGAAGUGAUCACCAUUAUAACGUUGUGGUUAACCGCAGACACUUCUCAAUUAAACCGAACUCAGGGUGGUCGUCGUUCGUAUGUCGACCACGAGGCAGCGGCCAUUUUAAAUCAUGCGAACGCUCAGCGGUGUUUGGCUCUAUUUCUAUGGAACGGAAAACGGACACUUUUUCUGUCGAACACCGCUGAAACAAGGGAACGCCUGGCUGCCUCCACGAAAGCAUGCGAACAUCGGCCGUUCGGGAGAUUGAGAACACACAAAAGACUUAACCCAGAUAGCCCACCCAUGGAGUCAUUCGUGUACCGAAGGACUGUAAGAACUUUGACUCCAUGGCGAUUGAACUAUGUGUGUGGGAUCUGAGCGCUAUUCGCCAAUAAUAUGCACUCAGAUCCAGGCUAUCUGGGGACAUGUAAUACGAAUGGGAAAUGUUCAGUUUUCAUGUAGUUAUGCAUUUUUGUGUCUUUUAUUAUUUCAUGUUUAAGAUGGCGACUGUCCUUGUCCUGGAGUUAAUUGAGUUACUUGGUAAUUAACUCCAGGACAGAGGGGAGGGAAUCAGAAUGUACUGUGGGUAAAAUAUGUGACUGUGUGUCAGAAAUGUCCUGCUAUCUGUCUGUACUUUAAGUCUUCCAUUUGGUCCCCUAGGGGAGUGUCCACCAGGUGGGAGACCUGCAUAAAUACGGGCAGGUAGCCCACAGUAAACCCAGAUCUUAUUUGACCCUCAAUGCGGAGCUUCUGUCUCGUUAUUGGGGGGAUUUCUUCUUCACGUUUAGAGACUGCUGGAUGGAACGAAAGCCGCUUUGGGGAUAUUAUUGUUCGACGGUUCCUAGCAGUUCGUAUAUUGCCGUUCGGGAGUUUGGAGCCGUUCGUGGAUUUCGAUCGGGAGAUUGCCGCUUCCCCUGCAUUUGGUUCGUGGGUUACAGAGUAAGCGAACAGAGACUGUACUGCAGCCGGGGAAGGUUUACUAAACGGCGGUUUGGCUUAAAGACACGGGAGGUGUCUUAACAGCUGCAUUAAAUGGCAAAGCUUUUUUAUUUUGUAUCAAAACUAGAUUUGAAUGAAGAAAAACACAACAUAAAUGUGAGACCAAAUAUCAAAUGCACUCAAGUUAUGGAGUAUGAUUGGAGUGUCCUGUCCUAUUAAGGAAGUGGUCGGGCAGCCAGUUUUUUCUAAUCUGUAAGAUUCUAAAAUAAUAGGGAAACACUAUAAUACUGAGCUAACAGAGGAGAGGACACUGAACACAUCCCAACUAAAAUUGCAUCCAUCUACUGACAGGGAGACACAGUAUCUGGGCCAAAGAGGCCAGUUCCACAAGCUCCUUCUCCAUCCAUACCUUUAGCAUUAGUAAGAUGACAUGUGAGUGCAGUUCCCGAGGCACCUGUACAAAGGUGGGAAAAGCUUCUGUUACCAAGUCUAUUUAAGACAUUCUUUUGGCACUACCUUGUCCCUUUUAUGAUUUAUAGAUUAUUUGUGAGUCUUGAUGAUACUGAUACUGAGUCUGCCUGCCUAAACACUCUAAACUUGGCUUGUUCCAGACUAUUCUACACCUGCCUGUAAUAAGGACAGAUUUAUUUUUUACAUUUAUCUCAAUAUCUGUAAUCCUGACCUCAGAUUAAUCCAGACUAUUCUACACCUGCCUGUAACAAGGACACAAUAAUCUUACAUUUUUUGGGGGGGGGAAUUUGACACUUUUUAUUUUCUUAAGCAUAUAUAGGGAGUGGGUACCCGAUCUCUGUAAUCCUGACCUCAGAUUAAUUCAGACUAUUCUACACUAUCCUGUCUCUAAGAAAGACACAAUAAUCUUACAUUAAUCCUGAUCUCUGUAAUCCUGACCUUGGAUUGUUUCUGACUAAUCUACACUAUCCUAUUUGCAACAAGGACAGAAUUAUUUGACAUUAAUCCUGAUCUCUUGUGAUGGUUACAAGAUAGGCAUAAGGCUAUCCUAACUAUAAGAUAGGGCUAGGGACUAAAGAAAGUAUUUAGAAAAUUGGGCAGACUAGAUGGGCCGAAUGGUUCUUAUCUGCCGUCACAUUCUAUGUUUCUAUUCUAUGUUUCUAUGUUACCCCUAUAGAGUGGGGGUAUCUACUGUCUGGACGUCCUUCUAUCCUAUAACUGGAGAGCGCUGCAGAGCUCCAACUCGAUAUCCUGAGGAGCUAGUAUAGCUGGAUCUCUCCUCCAGGAGAGUAUAGCUGUAUAGCUGAAGGGAGAUCUCUUACAAGAGCUAGCAGUGAUAUAGCUGGUAUAGCUGUUCCCUACAACACGAGCUGAGGGUAAGAAGGUCUGGUUUAUUAAGUGCAAGGGCAUUUCUCUUAUACAUAUUUUCAGGCCAGAGGCACACCUCUAACUGGCCCACUCCUCACACCAAGACCCAUGUCCUGGCCUUCCUGGGCAUCCCUCUGCUGCCACCAAUUGUUACGGACCAUCCACCAAUCGAUGCUCCUAUGCUUACCAAGGACCAUCAGAACCGCACCGGACACCAUAGCAACCGCAGACUCCAUGAACCGCUGUAGCUUGGUUAGGGUCUCGCCGUCUCCUCCAGGAGAGUAUAGCUGUGGGAAGGACCUCUCCUCCAAUAGAGUAUAGCUGCGGGAUUGUCCUUUUACCCCAGGAGACGUGCAGAUCGGAUGGAAAAAUGAUAUGGGCAGCUAAAAAGGACAACCCUCAAGGAUCUACUGGAAAGACGUGGAGGGAUCGCUAGCAACCGACCUAAAAGAGAGCUGAUUGCGGAGCUACAGCAGCUGGAUUGUAACUUCAUUAUGGCAGAACCUUCUAUGCUCUCUGGGAAUGAAAUUGCCAGGAUUGCCAGAGAAAUUGCCAGGAUUGCCAAACCCGUCCGAAGAUCAGAUUGAGCGGGUCUUUGCAAAGGUGAGAGCAGAAGCCCAGCAGAGCUGAGUAUGGUGACCGCUCAACGUCCUGCAGAGCCACCCACAGUCACACUUGUUCCUGCCCCCCGGAGAAGCGAAAGGUACCUUUUGCUGCAUUUAGAUUGUUCCGGGAAGCAGAGGGGGAGAUCGGCAGCUAUUUGGCGGGCUUUGAAAGGCAGUGCUCACUUCACCAGGUACCCACAGAAGAAUGGGUCACCAUACUAUCUGGCAAGCUAUCCAGGAAAGCCUUAGAAGCCUUCUGGGCUAUCCCAGCAGACGAAGUAACACAAUAUCACCUUGUCAAAGACACUCUACUUAAACGGUAUGCCAUAACCCCUGAGGCAUACCGGCGGAAAUUCAGGGACACUAAGAAGCGAGGAUGUGAUACCAGAAGGAAUGAGCCCACAGGCUGCGCCACACGGCUACCCAUUGGAUCAAGGGUUGCCAAGCGGUAUCUGCGGAGGAGGUGCUACAGCUGUUUCUCCUGGAGCAUUUCUUUGAUAACUUGCCUCAGGAAUUGGGCCACUGGGUACGAGAUCGACAUCCCAAUGCCCUCACCGAAGCAUCCCGCCUGUCUGAUGAAUAUGCGGAUCACAGACGACAAGACGCUGCGUUAUCCCGACCUCACCUUUGAGUGGAGUCUCGGGACCCCCUUGUAUCCAGAUGCUCUCCACUAUCAGAGUUUAGGGCCCCUAUUUCACCCGGCCCCACUCGUUAUGUUGGUCCCCCCAGACAUGGUUCGGGGAAUUCUAAGAUAAAGUGUCACCGAUUCCACACCCUAGGACACCUGAUGGACAAUCGCCCUAUUAGUCAACCCAGAUCUUCCUGGAACAACUCACCACCGGUUCUAGCCCCUGAGGCAUCCCGUACCCCGGCUGCCCACUGCGUGGACACUGAUACUCACCCCGAGGAAUAUAUGGGAGUACUGUACGAGGUCAACCCUAUUUAUGCCGAUUCCGAGGAUAAUAGACAGCAGCACCAACAGCUAUACUCUCCUGGAGGAGAGGUCCUUCCCACAGCUAUACUCUCCUGGAGGAGACAGCGAGACCCCAACCAAGCUACGGCGGUUCGUAGAGUCUGCGGUGCUGAUGGUCCUUCGUAAGCGCUAGGAGCAUCGAUUGGCGGAUGGUCCGUAACAUCUCUGUAAUCCUGACCUUGGAUUGUUUCCGAUUAAGCUAGUGAUCUUAUUGGUAACAAAGACCGAAUUAUCUUACAUUAAUCCUGAUCUCUGUAAUCCUGACCUUGGAUUGUUUCUGAUUAAUCUACACUAUCCUAUUUGUAACAAGGACUAAAUUAUUUUACAUUAAUCCUGAUCUCUGUAAUCCUGACCUUGGAUUGUUUCUGACUAAUCUACACUAUCCUAUCUGUAACAAGGACAGGUUUAUCUUACAUUUAUCCCAAUCUCUGUAAUCCUGAUCUCCGAUUAAUCCAGACUAUUCUACACUAUCCUGCCUUUAACAAGGACAGAAUGAUUUUACAUUAAUUCUGAUAUCUUUAAUGCUGACCUUGGAUUAAUUCAGACUAUUCUACAGUUGAUGAUACUAAAAUAUGUAACAAGGUUGAUGUUCCAGGAGGGAUAAACCAAAUGGCAAAUGAGUUAGAUAAACUAGAAAAAUGGUCAGAGUUGUGGCAGCUGACAUUUAAUGUGGAUAAGUGCAAGAUAAUGCAUCUUGGAUGUAAAACCCCAAGGUAGAGAAUAGAAUAUUUGAUAAAGCCCUAGCUAUAAGAUAAGGCCAGGGACUAAAAAAAGUAUUUUGAAAAUUGGACAGACUAGAUGGACCGAAUGGCGCUUAUCUGCCGUCACUAUGUUUCUAUCCUGCCUGUAACAAGGACAGAAUUAUCAUACAUUUAUCCCGAUCUCUGUAAUCCUGAACUUGGAUUAAUCCAGACUAUUCUACACUAUCCUGCUUGUAACAAGGACAGAAGUAUCUUACAUUUAUUCCGAUCUCUGUAAUACUGACUGUGACGAACCGCCUGGCACUCCGACCGAGUACCUCCGUCAAUCGCUGCUUCCUAGUACUAACGAGUACCAUAAGCACUGUGCUGGAACACCAUAACUACUGCAAACCCCACGAACCGCCGCAGCUUGGUUGGGAUCUCGCUGUCUUCUACCCACCCUAGACCUAUGACCAGGAUCCAGCUUCCAGUGGGUAGACCUCUCUUAGUCCAGAGAGUAUAGCAGGAACAGCUCUUACAAGAGAUUAGUGAUUAUACUCAGGGGAGUAUAGUGAUUAUAGCAAUCCCCCAGAGUGUAGUUCUCCAUUCCUCCCAAACAUGAGCCAAAACUUUAUGAAGGUGCAAGAUGGUCUGAGAGUUUAAUGGUUCAGUUUGGCUUUUAUACAAUUCUCCAGGCCAGAGGAACACCCCCUGGAUCUGAUGGGGCACAGGAACACAAAGGACACAAACCAAUCAGAACAAACAUACAGUCUGUGACACGCCUAUGUACAGCACACAAUCCCUCCCCUCUGCUUGGGAGAUAAUUGAGUAAAGUCCUGUAAGUAACUCAAUUAUCUCCAGGCAGAAAAAACACAUUUUCACAAAGUUCAGAAAGUACCCCAAAACAUAACAUACCCCCCAAAAAAUGAUAAAUCCCCGGAUAGCCCUCAUCUGGGUGAACAACAUAUCCAAAAAUCACCCAGAUCGGUUCAGGGGUUCAGGAAUUUCCCGGAAGUCAUAGUUUUGACCGACCCCAAGCAUGGCCCCAUGCUAAAAAAAAUUCCAGGGAAAUCAGUGCUAGCAGUCGGUCAAGUGUGGUAGUCUUUUACAGGUUUCCCUGCAGGGCCCAUAGUCUGUGGGCAGGAGGCUGGCAAGCAGGCACCUCCAGGAGCUCAUGGCAAACUCACUUGGAGAAGGGAAUUUGUCACACUGACCUCAGGUUGUUUCUGACUAUUCUAAUCUCUGCUGCCUGUUAUUUUACAUUGAAAAUCAACUUGGGAUGAGUUUUAUAUUACUCAAUCUUUAGCCAUAUAGCAGAUAGUUAUUAAGUAGUAUUUGUUUUUAAACAUUUUACGUUAUGAGAGCUAUAAGUGAUUCAUUUACUUUUCUUUAAAUUUACUAGUUUACUUUUUCCCUUCAGACUCUUUCAGCAAGACCUGUCCUGUUCUCGAGACCUUGAGGGGCAUCAUCUCUGAUCCAGCAAACACAGCUUGUGUACCUUUAAAAAGCAUCCUGGGCACAACAUGCUCUCCACAAGAUGGGGCAGGAGCCUUGUGUCCUAGACUCACCCGUCUGUUUUGCAUCCUUGUUUUGCCUGAGUUGGGUCCAGAGUCUCUGUUGAGUGUGUUCACCCUGCAUCUGACAACAUGGUUGAAGAAGACACUAUCUAUGCCUCAUGCUUUAUUUCUUGGUAAAGCCAUUGGUCGAGCAACAGUAAAUCUGUACAACAAAGUGAUACACACUAUCCCCCCACAUUACUGCUUCUCUCUGCAUCACAUUCAUAGAUUAAUAAACAGCAUAACUCUACUGUGUUCAGCCCCAGGGCCCCAUCUCUCCCCACAUUUUCAACAUUCCCUCCCUGCUGCUCUGCUCACCACAUUGGGCAUUGUCCGCCUUUGGAUGCAUGAGGCUUUGCGCACCUUUGGCGAUAUCCUGGAGGAUGAUAGAGAGAAGCUAGCAUUCAGUGAGCAUCUGCUGAUGUGUGCAGUGCAGGAAUUUUGUCCCUUGGGGGCCCAGGAUGGAGCUCCAGAAAAGAGCCACCCAGUUGCUCAGGAUGGAGCUCCAGAGAAGAACCAGCCAGGGUCCCAGGAUGGAGCUAUGGUGGUGGACCAGCUAGGAGCACAGAAUAGAGGUCUGGAAAUGAACCACCCAGAGAAUAACAACCAAAAUAUGUGCAUCAGGGAUGGCAUUAAGCAUGAAAUAUCAGAUAGAGAGAGUGAGCAGAUAAGGAGUCAGGAGAGGACAGCUGAUGCACCUUGUACAUCUCACACCUCAACAAACCCCUCUGCUAAUGAGGAAUAUCUCCUUCCAUCUUAUCUAUUAAAUGAGACACCUCUGCAAGACCUGACCUUCUCCCAUUCACUGGUAUCUGGCACACAACAAAGAGGAGAGCUUCCCACAUAUAAGGAGCAGUCAGGAUCGUCCUACUUUAUAAAGCAAUCAGCUGGCCUGAUACUCUGUCCUCAGGACCUGCAGCAUAUUGUCCGUCUAACCCGUGUGCUGGUCCUGCCUCAGGGUCACCUAGCACUGUGCUCUCAGUGCCCUGCUACAGGAAGAAGGAGUUUGGCAAAGUUAGCAGCACAGCUCACCCAAUGCUCAUUGGUGGAGCUCUGUGGAAAAGAGAUGGAUGAUGAGCGCUAUGCUCUGUACAGGAAGGCAUGUUAUAAAGCCAGUGUUUUAGGUGGCUCAACUGCAUUCCUGGUGCAUGAAGGAGCCCCAAUAAGGUUUUUAAUUGAGCUUUCAGCUCUGAUAAGUGAAGGAACCAUCCUAGGACUUCAUAAUGCAGACCAAGAGGAUCAAAUCCUGAAAGAUCUACAGCAACGUGAGAGGAGCAGAAAUAAGAGAUACAACAAAGAAACACUGAGAGAGAGGUAAGCAGGUACAGGUGACAGCAAGAAGGUGUGCUGUCAUUAGAAUAGUGAGAAGGAGCUCUGUUAUGAGAACAGAGAGAGACAGGGUGAGAAGAAGCUCUGUUACUAGAAUGGGGAGAGACAGGGUGAGAAGGAGCUCUGUUACUAGAAUGGGAAGAGACAGGGUGAGAAGGAGCUCUGUUAUUAGAACGGAGAGAGACAGGGUGAGAAGGAGCUCUGUUACUUGAAUGGGGAGAGACAGGCUGAGAAGGAUCUCUGUUAUUAGAACAGGGGACAGACAGGGUGAGAAGGAGCUCUAUUAUUAGAACAGGGGGCAGACUGGGUGAGGAGGAGCUCUGUUAGAACAGGGACAGGACAGAAACAGAGAAUGUGACGGCAGAUAAGAACCAUUCGGCCCAUCUAGUCUGCCCAAUUUUCUAAAUACUUUCAUAGUCCCUAGCCUUAUCUUAUAGUUAGGAUAGCCUUAUGCCUAUCCCACGCAUGCUUAAACUCCUUUACUGUGUUAACCUCUACCACUUCAGCUGGAAGGCUAUUCCGUGCAUCCACUAGGAGCUCUGUUAUUACAACAGGGGGCAAGCAGGGUGAGAAGGAGCUCUGUUAUUAGAACAGAGGACGAGCGGGGUGAGAAGGAGCUCUGUUAUUAGAACAGGGGACAGACGAGGUUACAGUUGGAGUUAAUUUAGACAGAUUACAGACGAUGGUGUCCACACAGACUGAUUACAGUAUGCUAUAAUGAUACAUAGUUACAUAUAAUCCCUGUGCGUAGUGUAUCAGUCACACAUAGUUACAUAUAAUCCCUGUGUCUAGUGUAUCCAUUGUGUACCAGUCACACAUAGUUACAUAUAAUCCCCGUGUGUAGUGUAUCCAUUGUGUACCAGUCACACAUAGUUACAUAUAAUCCCUGUGUGUAGUGUAUCAGUCACACAUAGUUACAUAUAAUCCCUGUGUGUAGUGUAUCAGUCACACAUAGUUACAUAUAAUCCCUGUGUCUAGUGUAUCCAUUGUGUAUCAGUCACACAUAGUUACAUAUAAUCCCCGUGUGUAGUGUAUCCAUUGUGUACCAGUCACACAUAGUUACAUAUAAUCCCUGUGUGUAGUGUAUCAGUCACACAUAGUUACAUAUAAUCCCUGUGUGUAGUGUAUCCAUUGUGUACCAGUCACACAUAGUUACAUAUAAUCCCUGUGUGUAGUGUAUCCAUUGUGUACCAGUCACACAUAGUUACAUAUAAUCCCUGUGUGUAGUGUAUCAGUCACACAUAGUUACAUAUAAUCCCUGUGUGUAGUGUAUCUAUUGUGUACCAGUCACACAUAGUUACAUAUAAUCCCUGUGUGUAGUGUAUCUAUUGUGUACCAGUCACAGAUAGUUACAUAUAAUCCCUGUGUGUAGUGUAUCUAUUGUGUACCAGUCACAGAUAGUUACAUAUAAUCCCUGUGUGUAGUGUAUCCAUUGUGUACCAGUCACACAUAGUUACAUAUAAUCCCUGUGUGUAGUGUAUCAGUCACACAUAGUUACAUAUAAUCCCUGUGUGUAGUGUAUCCAUUGUGUACCAGUCACACAUAGUUACAUAUAAUCCCUGUGUGUAGUGUAUCAGUCACACAUAGUUACAUAUAAUCCCUGUGUGUAGUGUAUCCAUUGUGUACCAGUCACACAUAGUUACAUAUAAUCCCUGUGUGUAGUGUAUCCAUUGUGUACCAGUCACACAUAGUUACAUAUAAUCCCUGUGUGUAGUGUAUCAGUCACACAUAGUUACAUAUAAUCCCUGUGUGUAGUGUAUCUAUUGUGUACCAGUCACAGAUAGUUACAUAUAAUCCCUGUGUGUAGUGUAUCCAUUGUGUACCAGUCACACAUAGUUACAUAUAAUCCCUGUGUGUAGUGUAUCCAUUGUGUACCAGUCACACAUAGUUACAUAUAAUCCCUGUGUGUAGUGUAUCCAUUGUGUAGCAGUCACACAUAGUUACAUAUAAUCCCUGUGUGUAGUGUAUCCAUUGUGUACCAGUCACACAGGGUUACAAUGGUUAACAAUGGGUUACAGUGAAAGGUGGCAUAAAUCGUGGUUUAUUGACCCUAGUUUCUGUUGUAGGUUCUGUCAGCGUGUUCGCAGGUAUCUUCAUGUUCUAUUACUGCAGAAUAUUUCUCAGUUUAGUUCAGUCCAGAAAUGUCCCCUAUACCAAUUCCUGAACAAUGAUCAAUACGAGCCAUGGAGCCUUCACUCUCUGCAGCACAUCGCACAGAAGCUUCUAGGAGAGGAACACCAGACACCAGGUAAGAAUGUCCUUAAUUUCACACGGUUGUAGAUAUCAUGACUCUUCAUAUUGAGGACAAAUGUCCAAGGUGGAACAAAUGAAUGUUCCUUUAAAUCACCUAACUUCAGAACACCAGCCAAGAGACUCGCUAUGUUCCAGUCUGUCUAUCUCUGAGAGACUCUUUAUGUUCCAGACUGUCCUGUCUCUGGGAGACUCGCUAUGUCCCAGUCUGUCCUGUCUCUGGGAGACUCGCUGUGUUCCAAUCUGCGCUGUUUCUGGGAGACUCGCUAUGUUCCAGUCUGUCCUGUAUUUGGGAGACUCGCCGUGUUCCAGUCUGUGCUGUCUCUGGGAGACACACUAUGUUCCAGUCUGUGCUAUCUCUGGGAGACUCUCUAUGUUCCAGAUUGUCCUGUCUCUGGAAAACUCGCUAUGUUCAAGUCUCUCUAUCUCUGGGAGACUUGCUAUCUUCCAGUCUGUCCUGUCUCUGGGAGACUCGCUAUGUUCCAGUCUGUGCUAUAUCUGGGAGACUAGCUAUGUUCCAGUCUGUCCUGUUUCUGGGAUACUUGUUGUGUUCCAGUCUGUCCUGUCUCUUGGAGGCUUGCUAUGUUUCAGUGUGUGCUUUUUUUGUGAGACUUGCUGUUUUCCAGUCUGUACUGUCUUUGGGAGACAUACUAUGUUCCAGUCUUUCUAUCUCUGGGAGACUAGCUAUGUUCCAGUCUGUCCUGUCUCUGGCAGACUAGCUAUGUUCCAGUCUGUGCUGUCUCUGGGAGACUCGUUGUCUUCCAGUCUGUGCUGUCUCUGGGAGAUUCUCUUUAUGUUCCAGUCUGUCCCGUCCUGGAAUACUUGCUAUGUUUCAGUCUCUGGGAGACCUGCUAUGCUCCACUCUCUAUGUCUGGGAAACUCGCUAUGUUCCAGUCUGUCCUGUAUCUGGGAGUCUCGCUGUUUUCCAGUCUGUGCUGUCUCUGGGAGAUUCUCUUUAUGUUCCAGUCUGUCCUGUCCUGGAAGACUUGCUGUGUUCCAGACUGUCCUGUCUCUGAGAGACUCGCUGUGUUCCAGUCUGUCCUGUCUCUGA